Molecule: messenger RNA, 84119 nt
Organism: Xyrichtys novacula (pearly razorfish)
Lineage: Eukaryota; Metazoa; Chordata; Actinopteri; Labriformes; Labridae
Source: the annotation of a GenBank genome assembly
GCAGGAAGCACACUUGGUUGAAUGACUCCAGAAGCAGCAAUUCAGCGGUAAAUAUGUUGUGAUGCCACGCUCCAAACAGACACCGAGCGUAAUAUUCGAGCCUGCGGGAGCGCACCGUGGCACCUGAGGGGGACACUUCAUGACACGCCGCCGCUGUGUUUUCCUCUGCGGAUUGUCUGCGCGUGGACUGUGGCUGCAAAUCAAAUCAGGAGCCGCUCUCUGGGGGAUUGAGCAGUGAUGGACAGCUGUUGGACAUCGAUUCCUUGCAGAGGUUGGCGAUAAAUUGACCUUUACUGCUCCGAUAUGGACCAAGAAGCCGCUGUUCGUUGCUGCCGCGGGAGAGGAGGAUGAGGAGGAGGAGAAGGAGCGGCUGAGUUGUCUUCCUCCGCUUCCAUCAGCCAGCGCAAGCGUGCAUGUGCGAGGGUCGUGAUGAUGCUUUUCGGCCAGCCGUGCAGGCUCCAACACAGGUGCACAGGGAUAAAUCAGCUCCAUCAACAUGAUUCACCUCUUCUCCUUCCCUCUACCUCGGUCUUUUCAGCAGGAAACGCGUCUGCAGAUGUAACGGGGACCGCAGCGUAAUUGAUGAUGUUGUGCUGUGAUCUGCGGGGACUAUCUGCGUUGUGUAAUGGUUUUAUUUCAUCUGGAGCGCGCGCUGCCGUGCAACCUCUCCACGGAUGGUUGUUAAUUGGGCCCAAUGAUGUAGAGCCAAGUCCACCUGGAUCUAAUGUUCCCUCCUCUAGCGGUGAAACGGGCUCCCCUGUGACUUUUGCGCAAUUGUUUUUAUUCCCACAGCUAUUCACUCCUCCUGGUUAUUGCCUCGGGUUAUCCCGUUUCUGUUUUUUCAAUGAUCCUAAAUUGAUUCCGCCUCUUACAGCGUGAAAUCAAACCGCAAAAGUUUGUGGCUUCUGGCUCAGGAUCUCAGCUGACUCUUAAUGGCCUCCAGAUAGCUUCCGGACAUUAUUUUUCGCUGGAUUAAACUUUCCCUGCAGUGUUUUUGUUCUUUUACUGCCUCCUUUUAUCCACUAUGUCCAGAUCAAACAGUGUCAGCCCACCCGGAAUCGGUGCGCCCGGGCUGAGGGGAGGGACCGAGCACAGAUCAGCUUGGGGAGAGUCUGAGUCUGUGGCCAACGGGUGCCCAUACUCAGCCAGAUCGCCGCGCAAGAAGCUCACCCGGACCAACAGUCGGUGGAGGGACGAGGAUGAUCUGGACCACCGGCAGCCCGGCAGAGCCUCCACCACUGUCAGCAGGGUCAGCUUCAGGUCCAGGUCGGCUUGGCAGGACCAUGGCGAGGAGAGUAAAGACAACAAACGCGCGUCCCCGAAGCGCCCAGACGACGAGGUGAGACCCAAGUCCGUGGAGCUGGGUCUGGACGAGCGCAGAGCCAAACCGAGGAGCGACGAGGAGGAGGUCAUGCCAGAAGUUAACUUUUCUUUGGUGGCGUGCUGCACCAGCAUCAUGCACGUCUUCAAAUCCAAGAAAUUCCAGUCGGAAAAGUUGGAGCGGCUCUACCAGCGCUACUUUUUCCGCCUCAACCAGAGCAGUCUGACCAUGCUCAUGGCCGUGCUGGUGCUGGUCUUCACGGUCAUGCUGGGCUUCCACUGCUCCGGUGGCUCGGGGAUGCCGAGCAUAACGUACAUGGUGGUCUUUUCCGUGGCCAUCUUCCUCACACUUGUUCUCAUGGUGGUCUGCAACAGGAACGCGUUUCACCAGGACCAUAUGUGGAUUGUGUGCUAUGUGGUCAUCCUGGUGGUGCUCGUGAUCCAGGUGAUUGGAGUGCUGUUCGUGCAGCCUAGAAGUGCCUCAGAGGGGAUUUGGUGGACCGUGUUCUUCAUCCAUGUCAUCUACACUCUGCUGCCCGUCAGGAUGCGCGCGGCAGUCAUCACUGGAGUUAUUCUUUCUGCUAUCCACGUGGCUGUUUCUUGGAUGUUAAACGGGAUGGACAGCUUCGUCUGGAAACAGGUACGUAGAGAAAUGAUGGCAAAGUUUUUAGUGAUCCGCGCAGAGAGCCUGAACUCCACGCUCUGCUGUGCGCAAUAACGCACAGCAGAACUUGGGCACUUCGUUUGAGCUUUUCCGAUGUUGCUUCUUGUUUUCAUGUGUAACAGACAAGAUCAUAAGCUGUUUCUUUAAUGGAUUUGGUUUUAAGUAGCUGGUGCUUUUACCAGAUCAACUGAGCAGAGCUGUAUUAUAGCCUUCAGAAAAGUUUAGAGGGACAGGGACAGAAAGGGAAAGGGCACAAUCUCCACCAUGCAAUGCAUAGUAAAUUACUCUUUCGAGCCCAGUCUGCCUGUGUGUAAUUCAUCAUGUCAAAAGUAAAAAGAAUCACUAAGUUUCAGGGAGAAUGGUUUUAGAGGCAGUUGAAUGCAGCCACAAAGAGAAAUAAUGAUGAAAGGCCUUUUUGCAACUUGUUUCAAGUUGAAACUCCUCAGAUGUGGUCCAAGCUACAUUGUUUGAAGCAUGGGACCUUUUUGAACUGGCUUUUUUUUAAAAGGCAGAAUGACAUUGUUCUUGGCCAUCAAAAGUAGUGAGUACUGUAGAGGUCGGCUGAUGAGAGGUAAGCAAAGAAGAAGCCGGGUAAAGCAGGAGACAUUUAGAAGAUAUUCUGAGACGACCGGGAAUGUUUCUGAUGAUCAGUUCUGUAAUUUUGCCAUUAGUUCUUCUGUAGUACAUAAUGUCUUUUUUUAUUUAAUAUUUAAAGCUCCAAUUAGAUGUUUUUGAUACUGAUAAUAUGGACUGAAUUUAAAUAGAUGCAUUUUGAUUUUAUUCAAAAACAAAUGAGUACAAACUGAAGUAAGAUUGACAUAACUUUAGCUGCCUUAAAACUGGUCUGAGAGGGUAGGUGUUUCAAAGAAGACUAGCUUUUAGUGGUUCAAGCAGAACUGUAAAUCGCAACUGUCCGACUACCUUAGGUGUCAGAAAAAAACUCAGAAAACAGUCGACAUUUAGCAAAAUUUAUCUAAUACAGCCUAACAUAGGUUAAACAAUGUCAAACUGAUUUGCUGAGUAUGCCUAACACUAGCAGAACUAGCACCAUCAGCCUUUAAUCCUUCUUGUAGGUUAAUGUCCACAUAGGCUACUUGUGCGUGCUAUUAUUUUCUGACUCAUUGAUGUCUGUCAACACAGUUGAGAUUAGCUGGUACUGAGGAUCAGCUGAUACAUUGAUGCAUUUUGAUUGGAUAUAAGGGUAAUAAAUACAUGGAAAAACUUCAGUGGGUGUUCACAACUUCUUAGGAAGCUGGAGCAUUCAAUCAUGAAGACACUUCUCUGUUAUGGCAUAAAACCUUAAUGAAUCAAAAUAAUGUGGAAAUAUAAAAGCAUCCAUGCAAAAUAUCUUUGUACGUGUAAUUUUGAAACUUAGUGUAGAGAGGAACUUGAGGCUUUGGGAUUCUAUGUAGCUGCUGGUUACCAUGGAAACUGUAUCAGCUGGCUGGUUUCUCCUUAGGCAUGCAGACAAGAUGACCACAUGUGAUGCUCAAGUGUAUCUUUACAGGCUGCUGUCAGAUUUAACCUGAUGUAGGAGUUUCUCUCUCUCUUUUUUAUUGUCAAAUGUGUGCUCAAGUUUGUUAAUGCUGACCAAAAGUAUGUGGAGAGCUUCUCCUUUAUUGUUGUGUCCCUGUCAGAGACUUUGAACCGGCAUGAACAAUAUGAAUCUGAAAUUUUUUUACUCCAUUUUUGACUUUUUAAUUCAUAAUUCUUAAGAAAGGGUUUAAUAUACCGCCAACAUGAAGCCUGUAUUCUGCCUCUUAAAGAUGACUUUAAACACGACUUCUAACCAUAUAAAUCUUCCAUUUUUAGGACUGAUUAUUUCAUUAGAAACUACUAUAAAAUGCAUGAAAUCCAAGCCAUUGAAGGGAAGAGAAAGGUGUUUGCUCUUGGCUUUGGAAAGUCUCUUUUCUGGUAGUUUGUUUUACUUCAUCAGAGCAUAAAAUGAGCUUACAGUCAAACAUUUCAGGGGAUACUGUUUUCAAUGUGCAGCUGAGCUACAUUUUCCUCAUAAAACCCAAAUGCCUCUGGUAGUAUUUUUACAACAUCAAUAUUACUUUGAAAACGUUUCUCCAGGGGCUGCAGGAGUUAGUUUGUAAUAAAAGGUGCUCACACAAAUGGGUUUAAUUUUCCACUAUUAGUUAAAGAUACACUUAAUUGCUCCGUCUGCUGGGAGCUACAACUCAGGAUUGUAAAACCCAGGCUCUAUGUUGUGCGUUUGUGUGCGUUCUUUUGUCUGGUGACUUGGUUUCUCCUUUUCAGCUUCAUUGUUUUGGCCGUUUACUGCAUUAGCUGUUCUUAAAGGCCUUGUGCUGCUCAUAAAGCUUAGCCUCCCUAGACUCGGUGCAUUUAUAAAGACUUCAGAAUGAAUGUAAAGCUAUGGUAGUUUCUCAUUGCUAAUGGCCGUGUGUUAACAUCUCAAGAGAUGGUAAAGCUCAGAAGAGAUAUUGUUGGAAUUGUGAAUCAUUCUGUAGUGCACAAACGCUGCACACUUGCUUAAUCAAGAACUUUUUGUUCUUUUAGACUGGUACUGUUUUUUGUGAGCUGGAUUUGGUCAUAUUGAGGACAUCUUUAACUCAGUGGCACACAUCAAUACUCAGGACAAGCAGUACAGUGCAAAAGAAUUAAUUCUUACAUAAGUUUUUUGGUAAAGAAAACUUGACAAAAGGAGCUUCUUGUCCUCAAGUAGAACCUGACUGCGAGCCAUUGCUAACUAUUCCUAAUAUUACCUACUGUAGCUCCAUCAAGUGUUUCUGUUUUCACUCUCAAUAGGGGGCGAUACAUUAAAGUUAGCAUAACUUGCAUGGUGCGCAAACUUAGCUUCUGAGUGACAUGUUAUCAGCAAAUUGCUUGAUUAUAUUAAAAUGUAUCAUUAACAGCCAGUGGUGCAGCAGGGACAGUUGGACAUUUCAGUGCAGAGUUAGCAAAUGCAGCACAUCAGCAAAAUGACGUGGAAGAGAAAAUAGUCCUCUUGAGAGCUUUGACCAUCCUAUGAAUGCACGAUAGUGGUGAUAAUCGUGAAACAGCAGUUAUCACUCAGACUGUAUUUGUACCAUCAAAGUCUCUAACUGUAGCACUUCCAAUCUGAACAGUGUAUUUUAGAUUUGCAAUAACUUGGGAAAACCCCUCUCUGAGUCAACUGUAUGGUGGGACAAUGCUUUCAGGAUUUGCAAAAAGGCUGGCUCAAAAUGGCUCCUUGAUAGAAUAAAGUUAUGUAUAGAACAAUAUACAGUGAGCAGGUGGUUAUGCAAAUUAUAAUCCUGACAUGGCGAGCAGGAUCCUGACAUAUUAUUUCUGGACACUUUGGUAAGAGAUACUCUUGCUAUGCAAACUAGUUGCAUCGUAAGUGUACUGUAAACUACCCGUCUUCCUAGAGGAUACCUCUAGAGGGCACAUCAGAGUGUUCAGGCCAUAUGCAACAAGUGGCAGAUAACAAGAGAUGUAAACAAGAUGGAUGACAGGACUCACAGAUGUUGCUGUUGAGUCAGUUCAGGGUUUUGACGACCCAGUGAAGAAACAUUUGAUCCAGCUUGGAUGACUGGUGGACGGACUACACCAUCAGCACUGCUGCCCCUCUAGUUUUUUCAACAUUUCCUCUGAACAGAAAAGUCCUGGACCUGUUUCCAUUUGGCUCUGCAGGUUUCCAUGUACGGCUUCUGUAAUAUACAGGUAUUGAUGAUGUUCAUUGGAGCUUGUGCCUAAUCGGGUGACUAAUCAGUUGAAUGUUUAUACUUUCUAACCGUUCUUGUAACUUACAAUCUACCAGAAGUAGCAAACUUCAAAAUAAAAGGAUAGAUUUAUAGUGCAGGGAAUAAAGCAACCAAAGCUAGGGUUAAAAAUCAAUCACUGUUACAGAGUUCGGAUGAAUCAGAGUCCAACUUUAAACACAGACUGGAAAUGACAAGAAUUAACGCACAGGAAGAAAACUGUUUGUUUUGAAGUGAAAUGUUAAAUAAUUAUACAUUUUCUUUUCUGUAUGUGCUUUUUGCUGUUUCUUGAUAAAAGUACUGAGUGUGUUCUGAAGUCUUGGAGAGGCUUUCAAGUGAGCUAUACAACAGAAGGCAGUAAGCUCCAGAAAUAAGGGAAAGAAAAUGUCCCUGCUCUAUCUGGGCCAUCAGUACUGGAUCCAACUUUAGACUGAACAUUAAGUUACAAACCUCUUAAAGCCCAUUAAAGUGCUGAACAUGAAGACUCUUAAUCUUUCUGACUUAUAACUACCUCUUCAGUCAUCAUCCCAGUGCAAAGAAUGUGUUCAGCACCGGAAAAGGAAGUCCAUUUAAUAUUUUUUUUCUAGUCUUUUGUUUCUUUUGGGAUUCUGAUGUUUGGUUAUCUAAGCAGAAAGCACCCUGAUAGUUUAGUUUUUCUCCGUGAAUGGCAUGUGACCCUGCAUCUAUUUGUGCUGAAGCUGCGUUGUCAUUCGAUGUGUUGAUGUGAGUGUGUGGGAACGAGCUGCUGUAUUUGUUGUUCUUUGCUCACCAUGCUGUUGUUUUUAGCAUAUCUGUUCCCCCUGUUUACAGAGGACCCUGCUCGGCUCUCUGCGCGACCACCGCUGUUUAUGUGAGAUCCCAAGAUAAUGCUCUUUCUUAUGCUUCAACUCAACUCUUAGCAAAAUGUAGAGGUUUGCAAGGCCUUUGACUUUGGUGACCUUUGCUUAUAUUAGCCUGAACAACUUAGCGGAAAUUAUUUCCAUGCAAUUCAAGGAUCAGCUUUCUAACUUUUAAUAUUCGUUUUUGUCAUUUUCCGUUUGUGUUUGCAUAAUAAAACAGAUAAGACUCAUGAUGAGGACUGGACUUGGACACAGUUAAUAAGGAUUGGACUCAGACUCAGACAGAAGUAAUGAGGACUGGACUCAGACUUGGACGCAGGUAGUGGGGAUUUACUUGGACCUGGAUACAAGUACUGAGGCACUACUUGGACUGGAACUCGGGUAUUAAUGACUCAGCUUGGACUCUGCCACAGGUUAUUAGACUUGACUUGCACUUAGAAACAGGUAACAAGGACUAAACAAAAGUAAUGAAAACUAGACUCAGACUUGGACAAAGGUGAUAAGGGCUAGACUCGACCACAGGUAACAGGGGCUCAACAGAGACCUGGAGAAUGGUUAUUAGACUAGGGUGACCAUAUGUCCUCUUUUACCUGGAUGUGUCCUCUUUUUGGGGGGCUGUUCGGCCUGUCCAGGGGAGUUUACAAAAUCCUUCAACAUUGUCCAGGAUUUUUCAUGGACGCUUUGAAUUUGUGUAGUGUGGACUAACUGAUUUAGAAGCAGGUAGAAAAAAAGGACUCAACCUGAAAGACCCUCAAAAUUGUGUGCAUGACUUCGCCCUGUUUCCUCUUUCUGGGGAAUCUGGAAUAUGGAAUAUUUAGAAUAUGGUCACCCUAAAUUAGGCUCAACUUGGACUUGGACAUAGGUAGUUAGGAGGAAUGGACUCAGCUACAGGUAACAGGAGCUCAACUUAGACCCAGACUCAGGUAACAAGGACUGGACUUGAAUUGGACAAAGGCAAUGAGGACAGUCCUUGGAUAUGGGUCAUCGGGGUUCACCUUAGACACAUGGAAUGAGACUUUACCUGUACUCAAACACAGGUAAUAAGGACUGGACUUGGACAUGGAUAAUGGGGCCAUGGCUCAGACUUGACUUAAAUUUCUCUCUUGUUAUGGACUAGACUUAGACUUGAACACUGAGGACUUGGUGCAACAGUGUGGAGCUUACGGUAUUAAAGUACUGAUUAUCAUAUGUCAUAGACUGUAUGCAGAAUAGACAACGUCUGCCUUCUUGUUGGGCGGAGCCACUCUGAGAACAUCCCCUUCUGGUGACAGGCUGCAGUAUAGGUCAUAAAUCCCACCUCCGCCAGCAAAGCUUUUGGAGAAUGCUGCUGCGCAAUGUUGGUUUUAGGAAAUGAAGAAAAAUGCAGAAUUACAGAGAGCUUUUUGGCUUCAAAUCUGUACACUGGCAGAAGGUGGAACCAAGUUGUCCAUACAGUCUAUGGUAUAUGUCCAUUGACUUUUAGACCCAUUUUGGACUGCUGAAAAUCUUGCUCAACAUUACUAACACCUUAACUCCACAACAAUCAUAAUGUCCCCAUGUUGUUCUUUUCAGUCAAAGGAGCAUACACACUGAAGUUAGUAUGAUGAUGAUCAGUCUAUGUGCUGCAGUUUGUUUGAAACGACCAGCAUCAGAUUCCUGCACGGAGCUGAUAUCUGCGUAAUGUUUGCUAAACUUGGCUGCAGUUUGUUACAUCUGAGGCUCAGAGCUUGCAUCAUUGCGGGCAGGUUUUAUGAGGAUAAGGACUCAGGACAUGAUGCAGGAAAAGGAUUCUUCUUGUCCUCCGGCUAUUUUUGACCUUUCCCAGUAACCCAGAAAGGUUUUGAAGGGUCAGGACUCAGUGAGGAUAGAUUCAUUGAUUGAAAGGUCAGUCUAGAGAUGACGUGGGUAAAACAGGGUUAUGAAUAUGCUUUAGACCUCUGGGCUACAUUAAACUACAGUUUCAACCGCAUUAGAUUAUGUUUAAAAAUCAUGCUAUGAAAACAUCUUGGGUAAGGUUAGGUAAGUUAGAAAACUCACUGUUUUUUAUAACCCUAUAAACAUGGUCCCCCAGUAGAUGUGGGAGAUCACUGACAGCGGGGCAUUCACACUCUGGUAUUAACUUUAAAUCCUGUUUAUUGCCAUUUUGCUCUUUGACCUAACAAAACCCUUUAACCUUUGUGUGUCUGAAACAAUACUCAUAAAUCUUGUUGCAUACCCUGCUCUGGUUUCAAAACAAAUAUGUAAAAAGAAAAGAAUGUAAAGAGAAAAAAACAUCUCCAGCAUGCUAACAUAGUUCUCACUGGCAGACUUCAUCAGCAAAGUGUUUUUGUUUUGAUAAUGAUUAUGAUGAAAUGGGCAAUUACAACCCGAAUACAAACAAAAAACACAGCGUCAGAAAUAAUAAAAAGUACCCAUGUAAGCACUGUACUCAUGCUUAGUUUCAAGGGUUAGAAAUGCUGGAUGUGUCCACAGCUUUCAGACAACAACAACUCAUCAACCCACUUUGAUAUGGGUCUUCAAUUCUGUUUUAACUUCAGGUUUGUACUUUAAAUGAAGCAUCAGACAUCUUAGUUACUCCUCUGAUGAGUUGCUUGUGUCUGCAGACCUUGACAGUGCAGAUUCAGGGCUGCAUUUUUGGGACUGCAAUUCUAACGCGUUGUUUGCAUAGAUAUGAACAUACUCACUGACGUCGCCUAUAGUUUUCUUCCUAUUGGGAAACGCUGAGUCAACCUAACUUUUCAUCGACCUACUGUGAGGUAGAGUGAUUGCCACCUGACAUCGAGACAGAGUGUUUUAUUCUGAGUAGUAACCAGAUGUGUAAGUGCUGUUUUAGUGUCUGACUUCCUGACUUGCUCUUGGCUGGAUUGAUGCGUGGUGCUCCAUCAAAAUAAAAGUGCAUUUCUGCUGCUGCGGAGGGCUCCGUCUUGCUGAAGCUGUGAUGGAACGGAAACUGACUAAAUAUAGAUCUGGUAGAAGUUUCCAGUAACUCUAACUGUUGCAACCACUCAAGGGUCCCGGAGAUGUGGUCCACAAACUGCAGCCUCUUGCUCUGCAGACACACGAUACUGCCUCUGAUGGAGCAUUAAGGUGGAGUUUGUGUUGGUCUUGGAAAUUCUUAUCAGGAAAAGCACAAUCUGUUUCAUUCUCAGAGAUCUGGAUCCAUCAAUCCGUCCCUACUUUAAUUCGCAUGAUUCCCACAACAGAGGUCAAAAUCUAAAUGUGCUGAAGGAACUUUGAACUUCUGAGUGACUCCCUGAGUAUUUUUCCUGGGAUUUUCCUGCAUCCCCUCUCUUCUGCCUCCUCUCCAUUUUCACGGAGGAGUGCAUAUAAGCAGAGCAGUAGCAGUUGGCAGGAUUCCAGAGGUAACAGGGUUUUCUGCUUGUCUAAUUGAAUUGCCUGUUGCUCUAAAUGUGUGGAAACUCAAAACAGAUGUCCAUAUGAUCUCCCCUCCCUCUUACCUGCCUCCUUAAACCUCUUCCCUCUGUGAUCCUGACCUGCUUCUAGUCAUGCAUUUAAUUUCCCUGUUAGACCCGACCCCUGUGGACGGACUUUUAACCACUUCCCUCCCCCCUUCAGGAUGAGCUUCAUGGACUCCAGUGUGAUGAGCUGGAUAUUAUCCUGGGGGAAACUGUCCACAUCAGAACGAAACAUCAGAUGUGUUUCGUCCCUCCCCUUUGGCGAUGUUCAGAUUUAUAGUUUCAGCUGCUGUUGACUCCAUUUAAUCAUCUCUUAGAAUCUGAACACCCAGCGGCCAAACAGUGUGACAGAGGAUGCUGCUGUUUUGGAGAUCAUAUUUGAACCGAACAUGGAUGCAGGGCAAAGCAUGAGUACCUUUCAGAAACCACUGGUGACGCAUUCCCCUGUGAGUCCACAAAACUGCUCAGUAUUCCUGUAACUUAGCAACAGAAUCUAUUUUAUAAACACCAUCCAACUCCUCUCCUGGCCUCCCUGGGAGCACCUGCGUGUUUUUUUUAUUAUCUCCAGCUCUGGACCACCUGCUCAUCACUUUGUAUAUUCACUUCCAUUGAAACUAAUAUUUUUAGGAGAAUGCUUUUUUGAUUGUCCCUUUUUGUCGUGUUGCUCAUCUCUGAACAUAGUAUGCACAAUGUGGACAGGUUUUUAGAAACCUGGGAAAUAUAUUAAUAUACAACAGUUUAUGAGAGUUGGACUGACAAUUUGGUCACAGUUUUUAGGCCACUUUUAGACAGAAACGGUCUCCAUAGAAAACAGAAAAAUUAAGUUUCGUUUAGGGGGGUCUGUUUAGACGGCAACUGCGUUUACAGGGGAUGAAAACGUAACAAAGUGAAAACCCCCUUCAGAGUGGAAAUGUUGUAAAUGCUCUGCUAGUCCCGCUGUCGUCUAAAGUACGAAAACGCUGAAAAUGGUCAAACCUGUGACGCCAUGGCUCACCUCGGCUCAUGUUUAUGACAUCAUAGCCAUGCGUAGCUUCCUUGAAAAUAACAACAACAACCAUGCUAGACAUUUGAGUCACGCUGUCGUUAUUAUUGAACGGGAAGGAGCUCAAUUUCGACCGGUACAGAAUCCUCACAGAUCAUACUGCUCAGCAGAGGAGGCGUCUGAAAUAUUUGCAUCAAAUAAUUAAUGUAGAACGGAAGUUGUUCUAUGUAUGCGUUGUUGGUCUAUAUGGGAGCGCGGUCACACCGACAUGCGCCACCUAGCGACCUGGCAUGCACAUUACAGCGUUUUCAACCACAUUGCAUUUUUGUGUAAACACAGCAUAAAAACUGAAAACGAAACUGCACUUUUCCGUUUUCUAUGAAGAACGUUUCCGUCUAAAAGUGGCCUUAAAUGAGUUUCUCUUUGCAGGGGAAGUGGGCAAUGUAAUCAGGAAAGGUUGAAGUUUGUUAACUGGCCUCCUUUUUAACUUUUACUUUCUUUAUUUUUCCUGUUAUGGCACAUUUAAACCCCAUAACAUAAAAACGAAAACUAUGCUCUCAUUUUUGAAAACAUGGAAGAUUGUGAGUUAUAAAUCUAAAAGAAAAAUGUUUAAAAGAAUUAGAAAGUAUAUAUGUUUGAUUAAGUAGUAGCACAAAGAGGGACAAGGACAAACUGCAUGUAGCUUUACAAUAAAUCCUGGAGGUUUAAUUAUAAAAGUCUCUAAUUAUUUCUUAAAGAGCUGCUUUCAGGCCAGUUCAUAGUCUGCUGCUUCUUCCUUCUUCUUCCUUUGUCCUCCAUUUAAUGGCAUGUGACGACCUUCAUGAAGGACCUCUUUCUUUCAACCUAACAAUCAAUUUACAUGAUUUUUUGCACACAGCAUAUUGGCUUUUCCACUCAGAGCCCCUUUGCACUUUCCCCUUACCUUAAACCUAUCGUACAGCAUGGUGCAAAGCAUGCAGUGCAUUGUUGCUUUGCACCUCAGAUACUCAUCAAUUUAAUGCCCAGCAUAGGGAGAAUAGCAAAAGAAUCUAUACUCAUGUUAGCACCCAUGAUGUUUUGAUGUCUGUGUAUUUCUGUAAUCAUGCUCAGAUUGUUUGUUGAAAUUUAAAGCUGAUGGAUAGUUUACUGUCUCACAUCGAUGCCUUUCUCUUGGAGUCUGCACAGCAACACACCGCUGCUGGCUCUCAUUUCUUCAUCAUGCUCACCCGACCCUCAUCAACUUUAAUUAGUUUGUGUGCUACGUAGGAAUUCAGACUUGUGGUGACGUUAUUUUUGCAGGGGGAAUUAUAAAUGAUUGUGAUACACAUCUUUAAUAUGUGAUUAUUCUUCCACUGUGGUGACUCCUCAGAGAGCGCGGAGUGUAAUAAUGUGAUAGUGCUUGUUGCUGGACUGAGCCGUCAGUGAUGAUUAUCAUUGUUAUUGCUGUAGUGGGCUUUGCUUUGGAACUAAAUAUUCCUGUGAAUCUUGUGCUUUCUGAGUAAAGCAGGGCGCACACUACAAAAUAAUUGUGCUGAUUGUGUGUCUGAUCUCCUCUUCUAACAAAAAUCAGCAAAAGCCUGAUUAUCAGAUGGUUCUGAAGAUUAUCACUCAGAUUAUCCUGUGGUGUGAGAUGUGCGGAGAGAGAUUUUUCUUUCCUCUGAUUGGCGCAAAAGACAAUCGGACUUGGAAUCAUAAAUAUGAAAAAUGUUCAAUAUUUAUUAGGGAUGUUGGAUUAUAUCGGCCUGCAUCUAAAAUCUCUGAUAUCAGCACUCUGAUACAAGGAGUCCAUUCCAGACUCCACUCCAGCACCUCUAUCUAGCAGCACCCGGAUCCAGCAUGUAGAGCCCACGUAAUCACAACAACAGUGUAUACUGUAUUAAGGUACUAACAAAGUAGCAAGGAGUAGGAGUGUUGUUGGCCGUGUGGCAGUAAAUUUCAUCUAAGCCCAAAAAAGACAUUGUAGCUGAGUGCAAAACUUGUCAUGCACAAUAUUGUGCCAAUAUCGGAUCAAUAUUGGUAUUGGCUAAUAUAGAAAGCAACAAUGUCGGUAUCAUAUCAGAAGUAAAAAAGUUGUAUCCAGACACCCCUAAUAUUUAUGACCAGAAAUCUUUUUGAGCGGGGGGAUCUCUGCAGACAGCCGAUCACGCGCUCUGUCCAUUGUGACCUGGAACAAUUCAAUAGCCAACCAGGAGGUGAGCUGACCAAAGCAGGAAAUACAACCAUGGCAUUUACAGAUCAGUUAGCAUUACUUUUAUUUCAUGUGUUUUAAUACGGAAGGAAGAAAUGCACAGCUUUUUACAAAGGUCUUGGACACGAUAUUUUUUUUUGUAGGAUGGUAAGGCAAGGUCCCGCCUCCUUCGCCUCUGAUUAGCUAGAAAAGCUGGGCUCCCAUUGGUUAUUCCUUAUGGCUGUGAAAGUCAUCACACCCUCAAGCCGAGCGCGGGCUAUCCUCUGUACAUCGAACAGAACAUUAUCGUAAUUCUGAAUCUUCUAACCCUAACCAGUUAGACAAUGACGUUUCACAGCCGAAAGUAAUAAUCUGAGCCCAGCACUUCUAGCCAAAAACAUUGCGUCCAGGACAGGUGUACACCAUGAUCAGAGUUAGCAGGGUUUAAACUUUUUAUAGCAGGCUGGGUUCAGGUUGACUUUAGCCUUGAAGAAAAAUAACACCCCACUCAUUCUUCCUACUUAAGCCUAUUUAGCAUUGCAGUGAGCGUACCAAUGAUCCGAGCCUGCUUUUGAUCUGAUGCCCACAAAGAGAAUAAACAUGACCGAAACAAACACUGGUUGCUUUUUGAUGCACAGGUCAACACAAAAUCUGUGUAAACAAGAGUUGUAACAAUAUCAGAGCUUUACCUCAAGGUUGUCAUGGCCAGGUCGAUAUCACAUAAUGACAUUAUUGUGAUAUUUGUAAAAGACUUCUCUGUACAUACUCUGUUUUUUUGUCCAGAUUGGAAAAUUAAUCUAUAAUUCUGAGUCAACAGCUUGUGUGAAAAUCCUCUUUUUUGAUUCAGUUAGAAUAGAAUGAGUGUUUUGUGCCUGUAAACAGUUAUUUUUGAUGUAAAUGGUUUCGUUCAAAUCGUUUGUCUGGUUUCCACUCAGCAGUAAUAGCAGGUUUGUUUUUUCCAGAUAACCCAUUAUCAUGUCUGUGAUCGUUCUCUCUAAGUGUUUGAAAAUCGAAAGCGUUUGCUUCAUGGCCGUGUGUUUAUGAGCUUUGCUGUGUCAUAUUUCUGCACUUUUAUUAUUUCAUUUUUUUUUAGCCUCGUGUUUUAAGCAGCACUAUUAAACAUUUUCCCUUCAGCUUAAUCAUGAGAUAUGGUGGUUUCUCCCUCAGGACUGAGCUUAACAACAUUGCAGUUAGUUCAUUGUGUGAUAUGAUAAACUUUCAGCAGCUAAAUCAGGCAGCAGAAUCAAAUAUUAACUAUGAGAUUACAAAAUCAUCUCACAAUAAUCUUCUUACCAAAUACUGUGGCUGUUUAGACACUGUAGAGAAGGCAGUUUUGAUUUCUUUUGUCCAUAGAAAAUCAUUGCAACACAUUUUCAGAGACACGUUUUUUGGCACGUUUGCAUUCAUCGUUACCCUCCAUUAACCAUCAUUGAGAACUACAUAUGAUUUAUAGACUGUGCCCUUUUAGAAGACAUGUUCUGUGAGCCUCCACCAGGUAAGGGCAGGGGGUCAGAUUUGUUCAAGGCUACUUGCUUCAAAGACCAUAGCCUUUGAUUUACUGGAGCUAAAUCCCUUACUGCUCUGCCCAGACAGCUGAGCAUGGCAUCUGACCAAAACAGACCAAAAGCUUUCAAUUAGCGUUGCCAGCCAACAACACAAAUUACAAAACUUUGCUCAAUGAAUACAUAAACCAUCACAGAUUACCUUCUUUUUGAUGGAUUGGAUCCAGUCCAGACACUCCCUGAAAAUAUACUCAUCUCCUCUGUGGGACAGGAAAGCCCCUGGAUGUUGGAGAAACACAGAGUUUAUUGCCAGGAAGCUGCAGCUCUCAUGAAGCAAGUGAAUUUACCGUAAAUUGUCAUACCGCUCUAUUUUUAAAGCUGUUAUUGUAUGCACAACAAUUCUAUGCUUCAUAAGACAGCGAUUGGUCCUCCAUCCACCAUAUCUAACAGGUCAACAGGGUGAAUUUGUUGAAACUGGGUCUUAUUUGGAACCAGUUUUCGAUUCCCAUCUCAACUGGUUAAUCAGUCUCCUUCUGCUAAUACAGCUUCUUCUAGGUUUUACCUUGUUUUAUGAUGGGUAUUAACCAGGCUAAAGAACUACUGCAGCCCUCUACGAUUAACCCUCACAAACUGUUCGGGUCAAAUUUGACACGUUUUGACUUUUAACAGCAGUAAAAAUACCCUAAACAUCAUUCUUUAAGCCUGAAACUUGAUGACUUUUCCUGAAGUAGCCCAAAAUACAUGAAAUUAAUUAAAAAAUAUUCAUGUGUAUUUUUGUUGCUACAGAUUUUUCCCCUCUGAGGCUGUUGCGGGUCAAAUUUGACCUGUAUCUAUUGGGACAAGUGACAAGCAGUGAGAACAGUGUUCAAUAUAAAAUUUAUUGUUCAAUAAAAAAUAUUCAAAUUAUUAUGAUUUUUAUAUUCUUUUAUUUCUUACAUAAUAUUACAUGACAUUAUCCUGUGGAAUAGAUAUUCUUCUCCAAAAUCUAUAUUUAACUAAAAACAAGUGGUGUUAAACCGUAAAAAAAUACACUUUCCCUGCUCUUUGGAACAUUUACGAAGGGCUAAUCAAUAAUUUUUUGAAGUAGCAUGGGUCAUUUAAACAUUAUGAAAAGGUUUGGGGUUAGAAGUUUGGUGAAAACACUUGCUACAUGGGAAAUUCUUGUGCUGGGUCAAUUUUGACCCGGAACAUACUGUGAGGGUACAGGAUUUAUACAGUAUGUGAGGGUUAACAACAGUAUGCUUCAUUUUAGAACAUUUUAGAACAAUAUUGGUGUGUUAAAAACCCUAAUGAUUACUAAUACUGCAAAAAAAACCAAACAAACAAACAAACAAAAAAAACGUAUUUGUUUUGGGCAGUUUUGAUUUCUAAAUCACACUUUCUGUUAAAAAUCCUAAAGAUUUCUGUGUUAGAAGAAAACGCUACAGGUGUUAUUUUUUUUAAUCCACAUCAGAUGUUUACAGCACAACUGGUGUCUCAUUCUGGCAUGAACAGAGUUAAAAAGAGAUAGCAGGUGGAGUAGUGUGAAUAAUAACCCAGAUUAACAGCAGCUUAUCACUUAUUAAUGAUGUUGCUGUUGGUUUAGCGCUGCCUCUCACACUCAUGCCUCAUCACUUUGGUGUAUUAUUGGACAGCUUUUUAUGGUGAUAGCAAGGCCUCAGGUUUUGUUUUCACACCAGGGGUUCACUUGUUAGCAGGGAGGCUGUUGAUUCCCCCUGUUUCCCUCAGGAAAUGUAAGCUGCCGUCCCUCACAUGGUGUGUUAUGCGUUUCGGCUUGCCAUUAAAUUUUGCUUGAUAAUGUGAUACACUUACUUGCUUUGGUAACACACACCUUGAAGCUAAAUGUGUUAGCACAGUCUGAUAACCCCAGUAUUGAUUUAGUUUAUUUUCUAUACUGAGUGAUGGUCAGGAACCUUGGGGUCACUCCCUACGGUCAGCCCUCUGCUGCCGUCGUAUUGCCUGCUGUUGACAUCUCUCUGACAUGCGGACAUCCCCCUGUGGUUUGGUCGUUCCUUCAUGAAUAAGUCCUUUGUUUUAUUAAAACUGUGUCCUCUAAAAACUGUGCUCCUUAGAGAUGUCAAAAUCUGAAUAUGUGCUGCAUUUAGAUUUCUAUUUUUUGGGAAAAUGCUCUCGGCAAGGUGAAGGUGAAUUUCACUGAAGUGAGGGUACCAGCGUGAAGUCAAAUUGUUCUCAUUGGAGACUUAUUUAUUCAUUAAUUCAGAGCUCAGAGCUGAAUUUUUGUACCAACACAAAAGAAAAACUGAGUAGACUUAUGCUGGAGAAGGUGAAUCAACUGAGAUGUUUUUAUAUAAAGUUAUGGUGAGUAAGAAAGCCACAGUUUUAGUAAAUCUCAGUGCACCGUGAUACACACUAAGUUUUGAAGACUGGGCAGGGACAUUCUUAUGCAACACAUAACCAUUAUAAUCAAGUAAAAGUAAAAAGGAAGAUUCCAUCAAGAAAACGUUCAGAUUUUUAGCAAAAAGACAAGCUAUCAACAAUGAAAAAUGAGGUAUUGAAGCGCUGAUAGCAUAGCGGGCUAAACAUGCCUCACAUAUGCAUGAAGCUCGGGUUUGAACACACCCUGUGGCCCCUUCCUUGCAUGCCAUAUCCCACUCUCUCCUGUUUUCUUCUCUAUCCACUGUCCCCUAUCUGACAAUUUAAAGGCCAAAAUAAGCCCAAAAGUUAAUCUUAAAUAGAGAAAAAAAACAAGGCAUUUAAAUAUCUACUAGAUUUCUUGGCUGUCUUUUAUGACAACUUUCCCUUUGCCAGAUUGGAGUACAGAAGAGUGACAAAUGCGGGUAGUCUAGAGUCGUGUAGGCAUACGUGCAGCAAAAGGUCAUGACUGCUGCAACACGGGUUGUAGCCUUUGUACAUAGGGGCACAUCUAAACCAUUCAGCCAACACACCUCUUGUCUCACUUGGAAAUUUAAGGACAAAGCGGAUCUUGUAUUAAAUCAAAUGCCUACUGAAGACUUGGAAAGCUUGAGCAGACGUGGGCGCAGAGUGAUAUGUGACAGUGUCAUCAACAUAGAAGUGAAAAACAGAGUUUGUGACAUGCUCUUUAAGACUGUUCAUGUAGAUAGUAAAUGAUAGUGGGCCAAGAACUGAGCCUUGUGGUACCCCUUUUUAGAUUUGUAGCACCGCUGAGGCAGCAUCUUCUUAUGGACCAGUCUGGGUUCAACUAAUGAGAUUGUCUGCAAACCACUCAACUAUAGACUCUGAAACACUAGAAGCUUAAAGGUGCUCAGAUAAAGUGCCGUUGAUAGUAUCAAAGGAGUAGCUCUGACUAGCUAGCCCCUGCAAAGUUGAUUCAAUGGUAUAUUUAUUUCAUGAGUUUAAGAAUUCCUAGUGUAUCUUGUUUUGGUCUUGUUGCUAUGACACUACAUAGAUAAACAAUUUGCAUUGGCUAUUUUUGCUGGAAAAAGCUGUUGUUUCCUACAUUCGAUUUGCUCUUACUCCAGAUAAGGCCUGAUUUAUUAGUAAGCACAUUCUUCUGCAAACUUUGUAUGUACAUGAAAGUAAAAAGCAUGAUUGCAUUAAACUGCCACCUUGGAAAAUGUUUACUUUUGUCGCCUCUUCUUCCCAGUGAGAAUGAAAUCGUUGACCCUGACCUUACUCCAGAGUAAAUCUCUAGACCUGUAACAUAAAGCUGGAGAGAAGUUUUUGUUAGUGCAGCAAAACAGUGCUUAAAAUAGCCAUGACUAAGUAAUGUGUUUUAAUGUACUUCAGCAUAAAAUGAGGACAUGAUGUAUGUUUUUCUGCUUGUGCCACAUCCAUUUUCAUUAGGUGAGUCCCCCUCUCCCCUGGCUGCACAGGGGAUGUUUUCCUCUCCCAUCUCACAGGCUUACCUCAUUAUCAAUGAAUCAGAGGCUCUCGGUGAACGGAGACAGUGAGUCUCUGCGUUGGUCGAAGCUGCAGCUGGAACAGGGAUCAGAUCCUCCGUUUUAACCUCAUGAAUAUAACUCUUAUUCCGAUGAGUAAGUCUCAUGAAUAAAACCAUGAGAGUCCAUGAUAUUCAGGGAAACAGUUAGUCCAUGUUUUCUGGCUGGAUUUACUGUGUUGUUCAGCUUCCAGCCGGUCAUAUGUUUUAAAAUAUGACAAAGACUUCUGAUUGGACGUUGCUGACCUCCGCUGGUAGACCAAUUUUCUUGUUUUUAGUGAUGGAACUGUAAAAAGAGCUCUUGCAGUUUUGAAAUAAAUCAUUUUUUUCCUAAUUUGUGAUAUUCAAAACUCAAAGCUGUGGUCACUUUGGUCAUUAUUUAUGGAAUAUGAACGGCAUAAAAUGACAUUUUAAUCACUGAAAGUUAAUGCUGGCCCAUGUGCCACCAUUAGGGCUCGUGACCAAAAAUUAACCCUAUAAUGACAAAUCAACAUCAGUGUCCCUUUGUUAUUUUUUAAGUAAUUUUUGGUGCUUUUUUGCCUUUAUUUGACAGGAAAGCUGAGGGAGAGUAGGGGGUUUGAUAAAACAUGCAGCAAAAAAUCAUGGUGGGGACUCGAGAAACAGCAACCACUGCUACACUGCGGCAGUAGCUCAGGAGGUAGAGCGGUCGUCCAAUAACUGUAAGGUUGGCGGUUCGAUUCCCCCUUAUCCCAAGUCUGUCCGUUGUGUCCUUGGGCAAGACACUUAACCCACCUUGCUCCCAGUGUGUGUCCUCCACUGGUGUAUGAAUGUGAGUGUUGUGUGGUGGUGGUCGGAGAGGCUGUAGGCGCAAAAUGGCAGCCACGUUUCCGUCAGUCUGCCCCAGGGCAGCUGUGACUACUGAGGUAGUUUACCACCACGAAAGUGUGACUGUGUGAGCGAAUGAAUGAUGUAUGCAAUGUAAAGUGCUUUGAAGGUCUCUGAUAAAGCGCUAUAUGAAAUCUGAUGCAUUAUUAUUAUUAUUAUUAUUAUACUCGGAGUGGACCACUAGGCCAAUAACACUAAUAACUUUCUCUUUGUCUGAAAGGAAACAGCAAAAAAUUUUCAUUUUGUUGUUUAUUCUACCAAUAACAAGGAAGUACUUUAGAGGUAGCACUUAUCCAGCCCCCGGACUAAAAAAAAAACAUGUAACAGGGUAACAGCCAGAACUUUUUCCAGUUUUUCCAAAAGCUCCAUCCUGCCUUCACAAAACGUCUUUUAUGAAAAUAUUGGGCAACACAAAACAACCAUGUGACAGACUGUAGCCGCCACAGAUACAUUAGCUGGAGAACUCAGAUCUGACCAUGUAUACAUACAUACAGUGCACAACAUGUCAUUGCAUUGACAGUUACACAGCAAGCCUCACAGGCUGCCUUUGUGAAGGUGUCACGAAGAGUCCUUCGAACCCAUUAUGUCCCAUUAUGCUAAUUGUGGACAGUAAUCCCAUUAUCAUGAGUAAUGAAUGCAAAUCUAUUGUCCUGCGCUCAGGUUGUUGUUGAGAGGAGGGCAAAUGUGAUGUUUUUCUGUUACUCAUUUGAGACAUUCACUCGCACAUUUGCCGAUGACUCACACGUUAAAUAAUAGUGUGAGAAAUGUUCCUUGAUAUGAUAAUUGUAGAAUUGAUCAUGCAGACUAUUUACAGAUUUGUGCCGGAAAACUUCUGAGUAUUUUUUCCUAUAAGGUUUCAGAUCUGACUGAUGUCCAGAAAAUAAAUGAUUGAGCUUCCCUGGCAUACAUAGAGGACAGAUUUAGUUGACUUGGCAUGAAACCUCAGUGGAACUCCCACAAUCCCCUUCAUAGUUUUAUAGAGGCGCCAUUGUGACAGAGAGAUAAAAGCAGGCUAGAAACUGGAGAGUACAUGACAGAGGCAGGAUAUGGGGCCACAAGCUCAUCGCCAAUUAUCUCUCCUGUAGGUGGAACGGAAGCAUUUGAGGCACAAUAUCUCAUAUCGAGAGGAUUUAAUCACUUCUAUGACUGAUCAUUUGUAGUUUUAUAACUUGUAGACAUUUCCAAGUCCUCUGACUAACAGUACAAAGAUGUUCAACUUUCUUUGACAGGCUAUCUGCAGCAAUAUCGAAAUCUAAAAAUCAAGUUUCAAAGAUCAUUGAAUUCCUUUAUUUCUCAAUUUAUCAGCAGUUUAUUGCCAAUUUUUAAUCUCAAGUCCUGAAAAUGUUUAAAAAAGACUUGUUUAGACGAACUGGAUAAUGGAUGUAUUCAUUCAGAAUCAUAAACAACCCAACCAUUCCUACCUUACAUGGGUAAAAAACUAACCUGUGCAGAAUACAGCCCCUGAUGUGUCGGUCAUUUACUCUGUUUUAGCAGUCAGGUUCAGCUUGAGCAGAUAACUCUCAGCACUAUUGGAUGAAUUUCCUUUAGUUUGGUAGCAGCUUAAGACUAGCUGCAUAACAAGAUGGCUAAGGAAGGAGAGGAAUAUGUAGAGAUUUUGUGUUGAUAGGAAAGUUCCUCAAUUUUGGGGUAAUUUUGUUCAAUAUUGUUUUCGGCUAUCUUCGUAUAUAUCAGUUUUCAACACUUCAGUUAAUCCUGUGAAUUCCCUCUUCAUAGCUCAAGCCUAAUGCGCAUUGUUAUUUCACUCUGUUGGGACUCAUUGGAUUAUGUAACUCAUUUAUGCAGAGUGUAUACAGAUUAAGUGCUUUGAUUCGAACUGAAGCAUCCUAAAGUUAUACAAAGGGAACGUUUUCCUCCAGAGAAACAAACUGUGGUCUGAGUGUAUUUAUCCCCUUGAGAGAGAAGAAAGAGUGUCUGCGUGUCUGUUUACUCUUGACAUAUUUAGAAAGUCCUUCUCAAAUUGAGCUAAAAGUGGCUCUGAAAUUACAGAUGGUUCAUAUCAGGAGUCUGUCAGCUUUGAGGUUAUCAUUAUUCUGUGGCUGGUUGUCAAGGAAAAAACCUCAGUCCCCUCAGAUCCCUCUCCAGCAAUGCUCCCCACAUGUAUUAUGACUGUGAGGCGGAGUGCUAGAGUAACAUAACAGGGUGUGAUAAGGCAGAGAGGCUCCCCACCUGGCCUUAUAUGGACGGAGUUAGACCGGACCGCACUCUGAGCCAAGCAGGAUACAACAGCUCUGGAGCCACAGGUCAGGGAUUAGUUAAAGCUGUGAGUGUCAUGGAGCUUUCUUCAUGUUUGUCUCUGCUUGUAAACUUCAUCAUAUUCAGUGAAUUUGCUGUAAAUGAUCGAAACAGAAGCAGAGCUACAGGAUAUAUGUGAACCUCAGGGGAUGAUACCACUUCUGAGUUUUGAAGUGGAGUUCUCAUAUCAGACUUACAUAGACAGAGUGGGAGAUUCAUCCAGCAGAGCAGCCUUGUGAAGCACUUGAAAUUCUCUGCUAUAAAUAGUUAAUAAAAUAAUAAAUAAAUGAGGAUUUUCUUGGUUCUUGGGCAGCCAUCUUUUUGUGAGCCAAAAAUCUUCAAGAGUCUGAGUCAGCCUAGUUUUCAUGAGUGUGUUGGAAACAGAAUAAAAAAGACGUUAAUUCUUGUAAGAGCUGCUCCUUAUCUACCUUUUUUAUGCAACGAUCAAGUCUAUUGAUAGUGUUGUCAAAUAGUUGUAUUAUAUGAAUAACAUGAAGGUUAAAUAUCUAGAAAAUCUGGUGUAUGAAAUGGGCUUGUGAUAUCUUUUUUGUCGUUAAAGAGUGAGCAUACUGUUCACCAGUGCAACCAGUUUACCAUUAUGAAGCGCAGAGAGGUUUUCCUACCUGUCAUGGUUUUUCAUACAGAAGGUGGCAUUCAAAGUAGCGAACAACUGCUUCAGUGCGUAAAGCAUGCCAGUUACAUAGCCAGACAGUCCUGUCUAGAUGCAUCACUUUUCAGCAAUUUUCUCUCCCAUUGGGUUACAAUUUAUUUUAAAAAAAAAACAGUGGUUCCUCGACUAACAUAGCUACUUGGGUGGUUGAGCUAAACUAUCGUAUAGGUAGCUGACAAGGUGGGGAUUUAAAAGGGUUAAUAAAGAGCUCCACACAUACAAACUGCACAUUGCUGAAUGCAAUAGGAGUUUUCUCCAGUUUAAACCUUUUCCCCUCUGAAAGCCUCCCCCAAACAGAUUGUAUUCUCAAGAGUGAAUCCACUGGGUGGCCAGGACUCUUUCUGUUUAUUUCAUUAUUGUCAGAAAAUUCCUUAUAGGAGCUUUAAGCUUAGAGGAGUUUUACAUGCCAUUCCAUUGUUACUUUUUAAAGUUUAAAACUUACACAGGAAUGUAACAUAUAAUGCUAAAAAGCCAGUAAUUACAGUAGAUAUGAUCAGAGAGAAAGGGUAGAUCAAUAUAACUCAGUUAUUUCAUAUAUGUAAUUUCAUAUAUGCUGUAUACUGUUUAUGGUAAUAGUGCAAUAUACAGUUAACUAACAGCCUAAGCUAACCACUUCUAGCCUUGGUUUUUGCAUGCCAACAACUUAAUUCAGUUAAGCUGCUCAAAGAUCAAAACAUCUUGCAAUAUCUUGGUAGUACAUGUUUUAGCUGCUCCCUAAGAAUGAUUAUCUAAAGUUAAUUUUUGUAGGAGUGUCAUUGCAUCAACUUAACUGUAAAGGCAUUGCAAAUGGCCACUUUGCUGUUUCCAGGGCACCAGAGCAGUGAUACGUACUGAGUGAUAUUCUUUCAAAUCUUGGCUGCAAAGAGAAAAAUGUUUUUGUGCAAUGAAAACUUUUUCCUCAGUACUUUUUAAAAGCACAAGUCAAAAGUGUAUUUCUCCCUGUGCUGCAUGAACCACAGAGAAAUUUCCUGCACAUGAACUUCGACUUGAAGCUUUUUUCCCCCCAGAAUCCAACAUUAGCAGAUUGUUUCAGGCUCACUAAUGGCAACCUUGAACAAUGAAGCAUAAUGUCCUUGCUUACAUUUAAACUGAAAGACUAAUCGACUCAGCAUCAAACUGCUGAACGUGAGAGAUGUGUAUUAAUGUGAGCAAAUUAAGCAAUAAUUGCCUCUGAAAAUAGCACACACACACCCUCUUUCUCACUCAGCAGCCACGUCCUCCUCUGGAAGAUGCUGAAGCUGUUGCCAUGAAAACACUUUGCUGCUCACUCUGUGUGAUACUGCAUCUCUCUACCUUGGCCUUGUGCUAAUGGUAUUCUCAGCCCAUCAUAUCAGAAGUAACAAAGCCGAACAGAAACACUGUUAGCAAUUUAGGUGAUAUGUAUGAGCGCAUGAAUAGACCUAUAUACUUUUCCUUUUUAUAUUUCUUUAUCUUCAGGGUGCACUGGACUGUAUGUUUUGUUAUCUUUGAACAGCAAAGAUAUUUUGAUGGGUUUAAAAAUCUACAGAAAUUAACAUUUCACGUGUACAUCUAGUCUGAAAAAAAAGAAAAAAACUUCUUUUUUAAAAAUAAAACUCACAGGAACCAACCAAAAAUGUAUACAGGUGAAUGUUAAAUCCUUGACCCAGACUGUGCAGUUAUAUUUCCAAAAACUAUAUGAGUCAUUUUUACCUUUUCUUGCUUCUCAAACAGCACCAAAAAAAAGUUUUUAAAGCUCUUGUGAGGAACUUUUUGUUUUACGUUUUUGGCGCCCCCCUGUGGACAGAACUUUACCUCUUUCUCUUUUAAUUUUCUUGUACUUAUCCUGUUGCCUUUUAAUCGCCAAAUGUAGAGGUUGCUGAUAUUAUUUUUUAUGGCCCAUACUUAUACCAACACCAAUUACCAGAAUUUCAUGAGACGGAUAACUAAUAUUUGGAAAUGAUGUGCAAACUUUUAUCAAUACUAAGAAUUUGGAAUAAUACAACACAAGACUUCCUGUAAGAGCCCCCAGCGGAUGUUUAACCAAAACUAAAACUUUCAUCAUCACUUUAUAGAGAAGUAAACACUUAACCAGUUAAAAUACAGCUACUUAGUCGUUUGGCAUCAAGCUGAUCAUAUAGAGUUGUGAGCAGGACAAAAAAUGAGGCAAAAUAGAGAGAGAAAGUCCAAUCGUCAAAUGACGGCCCCGAUAACCAUCCAAGGCCGAUUCUUGGUCAAAUCUAAUACUUUGCUUUGGAUGAAUUAAAACAAAGUAUUGUGGCUUUCCUAGAACCUUUAAAAAAAAAUCACUUGAGGCAGAGGAUAGGUCCUGUAUAUUUCCAUGACACGCUGCUGCUGUUCCAAAGAAGCACCCACAGUUCAUCAAAGUUUUCAAAGCUUUAAUGACAGCAAAAAAAAAAAUGCUUCGACAGUUGCCAAUGAUUUACACGCGCACAUCAGAUCAAAUAUGUGUACACUUUGCGAUGUGUAUCAUUGCAAACAAAGAACAUGAAGCGCGGUCAACAAAAAUUGUUGUCUGUGUGUUGUCUUGACAACUACCCCACAGUGAUUUCAGGCACUGAAAAUACCAAUGUAGAAGUUGCAAAUCUUCUUAGUGACAGUAUUGUUUCCUUUUGUGGGUCAUACAAAGGCAUCACUGUCAAAUCUCCCAUCUGUUUCAUACCCAGCCAAAAACUCCUCACAGGAGCUUUAAAUAGAGCACAUGAGACCAGAUACCAGUCGAGCACUUGUUAAAGAUUAUAUUCAGAUGUAUGUGAAGUGUUAAGUGUCCCGGUUUGGCAGAUAAUAACAAAAGUAAACAGACUCUAAAAGCACCACGAGGUCUCUGAGAAGAUGAACUUCUGUACUGGACACUCCACUGAACCACUCUGCAGAUAUGGUGUUGUAGAUAUGUGGACAUGGGCUGUAAGGGAAUGUUGACACUACAUAACAACAGUGUGAAGGGUUCUGGCAGGCUCAGCGGUGCGGCUGGCAUAUUUUGAAAGGUGUUAUAGUGUAAACUGUCACUGAGCAGGCCAGUUGUAACCGAGACUCGCUCCAACAGCCUCGGAGGGCCUCCGGUCUGUUUUGGCUGGGAGUUGUUGGAAUCACAGCGUGGGCAUGUUUGAUCACUCAGACAGAACCGUCAUGGCCGCUGGCCGCCGGACGGCUCCCAGACACCCAAACACAACAGAUGGGCAGACACAGAACAUAACCAGGGUGGUGUGGGUAAAACUGUGGAACAAGAGGAGGCAGGGCAGAGGAGCAUGAAGCUGACUGACACAUGUACGUGUCUGUUAGUUCGAGCUCUGCAGGACUUUGAUUAGCAGGGAACCAAAAGGACCAGAUCUACAUUUAAUAGCUCCUCUGCUACGUGCCUUUUGCACAAAAUGUCUCAUGUCCUCAAAGCAAUAAGUUCCUAAAUUACCCCUCAUUUCAGUGAUUUAAGUUAUUCCCAAGCUUUUAAGCUGAUUUAUAGUGGUUCUUGAACUUUCUGUUCCCCAACUUGGAAGCAGAAUAAUUUCAUUGAUGAAUAUGACUCAAGAUUUCUUGUCAGUGGAGAGCCAAGCAGCCGGUUAUUGACACACAUAAAUAAGCUAGCCGUGCUCUGCCUGAACUGUUGCUAUGCUUUGUUAAUGAAAUGCAGCUGCUGGAAGGUUGCUCCAUAUUAGUUAUUUAUACGCCUGUCUACGAAUGAGAGGACCAAUCAGGAUCAGUUUCUGAAAAAGGUUGACUCGUUUAGGGAUGGGGAUUGAGAACCAGUUUCAACUAAUAUGAGCCAUCAACAUCUUUUGCCUUAAUGCUUAUUAGUUCUCUUAUUGAUAACUGUCCAUAGGUUAGCAUGAACACAACAAGUCAAAUCAUGAUGUAGAGAAGAAAAGAGUGGUACAAACUGUUAACAUAUACAUCAUAAUAUUAUGUUUGAAAUGCCAGCAUUAGAAAUACGAACAAAUCCACUCCCUUUGUGAGACUGACGAUUAACUCUGAUUGUUUUUUAUGCAAUCAGUGUACUUAAAGGGAUAUUCCGGCGUAAAAUUAAUUUCGAUUCAAAUACACCUUAACACCGAGUUAGACACCCCAUCGAGAGAUAAAUGUUGCUGAACUACUUGCCUUUCUAGUUAUACCAACUUUAGUAACGACAGCACGAUAGCAAUAAACAGCGGUAUUGCUAUUCAACACUAGCCACCACACAUCUUUUAAACCUUGCCUAAUUUCUUUCACGAAGAGAUUAAACACAACUCACCUACUCUCUUCCGGCAGCCGCUUGUUUGUAGGGAGACCUCAGACCAGUCCAUUACGGACGGCAGCAGGGGUAUGUAACUCAAGGAAGAACAUUUAUGAUCAUUUCUUUAUCAUUUCCUUGAAGUAAUAAUCACCAUAUUAAUCAUUUUGCACUGCAGACACAGUAGUUCUUCUGCUGUAGCAUCUUGAUCUGAUUGCAUUUCCAUGAAGAAAUGAUCAUAAAUGUUCUUCCUUGAGCUGCGUUACCCCGCUGCGGUGAUGGACUGGCCUGAGGUCUUGCUACAAACAAGCGGCUGCUGGAAGAGAGUAGGUGAUUUGUGUUUAGUCUCGUGCAGUAGCUGGGACCCCAUAUGUACUGUUGAUGAAGUUAGGUGCUGUUCUGAGCAUCAUUAUUUGAGGUCUGUUUAUGGCUCCUCAGACCACUGUGUAUUGCUAUCCUGUGGUCAUUACUAAAGUUGGUAUAACUAGAGAAGCAAGCGGUCAGCAACAUUCAUCUCUCGAGGGGGUGUCUAACUCGGUGUUCUGGUGUGUUUGACCUUAAAUUAAUUUUAUGCCGGGAUAUCCCUUUAAAGAGAUUUCUGUUUUGACUCUGGCCACAGCUGCUUGUCUUCUUCUCUGUGUUUAUUGUCAGAUUGCAUACUACUCACAAUGUGUAGGAAAGUAAAGGCUUUUUAAUUUGUUAAUGAAAGCAGCUAUUAGCGGCAGAUAAAAUUAUAUUACCAGACUAUUAAACGAUGGCAAAGUAUUCUCAUCGUGAGCUGUUAUUUUAUUAGACUGAUGUAUACUGUGCAUCCCCACUCACAAAGUCUACUUUUGGCUGUACUUAGCUUUGUUUAUCUCAAUGGUGUCAAGCAAACACACAGAACUGGAUUGAGUUACACAUCCACUGAGACUGAGCAUUAAUGUUUAUCCCCUUGUAGGUCAGAGAAGGUAUGCUUGGUAUGUUGGAGCCAGUGUUCUUUCUCUGACUAAGCUUUCUCUCUCAAACACACACACAAUCAUUUACUUUCUUUCUACACACACACACACACACACACACACACACACACACACACACACACACACACACACACACACACACACACACACACACACAUCCAUCAUUUAUUUUCCCCAAAAGGAAUUAUUGGUUCAUUUAGUGGUUACUACUCCUGAGACAGCUGUGAAUCCACUCACGUAAUGUUACACCUGAGCAUCCUUUGAGUGUGUGGGAUGUACAGAUUUUAUUAGAACAGGCUGUUAUUAGGGCUGUUUUAUGUGUCCAGCACUUCCAAAUGCAGAGGUAUCUUUCCUGAUAAUAGAAGAACACAACUUGUUUUUCUUAUCCAUUUAAAGCUCUGCGAUUCGUUUCGCCCUCUCAGUUUAAAGUAAAUCUUUAAUGAAUACGCAGCGUUAAAUUUGAAGUGUGUUGUGCUUGUUCAGUUGCGUUGGGAGUUUUCACUUUUGUUUGGCUCUUAUUGCAGAGAAGAUGUUGCAGGAUAGACAGCCAACUGGCACACAGACAGGUUUUGUUAUCAUAAUGGGAAUACUACAAAUAGGCUUCCACACUAGAUAAAAACGGAUGUACAGCCAACUUCACCUCAUUUCAUCGGUACACUUGUACGAAACCUGUGCUGUUGUUUUAAGGUUGCCUUCCUCAAUUUAACCACAGUUACGCGAGAAAGAAAUUCACACCUAACAGUUGAUGUGGGAAAUGCCAGGCGAGUUGUGAUAUGAUACCAAAAGUUACAAAACAAUACAAGAGGAUACAAUACAAUUUGUUAAGGUACAGUAUGUUGCAUUGUGAUACAAAUUAUGGUAUAGUACUAUGUGAUACAAUAUACUAUAAUAUGAUAUGGUGUGAUACAGUCAUAGUAUACUAUUAAGACAAAGGGCUUUGACAUUUACAUGCACAGUAUAUGAUAACAGGAUACUUAAAAACCUGAUCAUAACUGGAAUACUCAAAUCCAUGUAAAUGCACUCAGUGAGCAAGAAAUUCUUUUUGGAGCAACUUAUUUAUUCAGUGAAAAUAUAAGUAUAAGUCCUGCCUAUUGAUUAUUGUCACACAAUUCAGGACAAUUAUUUAUUUGUAUUUCUAUUUUUAUGUUGUGUCCUACAUCUGCGAAAAAUUCAUCUGUUUACAUGGAGCCCAUUUUCUGGUAACAUACUCAGUGUUGCUUCAGUGCUCUGUCGGAUAUGUUGCUGUGUUCUUGGUUUUUUGGUAUGUGGCGUCAUACAAAUCAUCAAAGACAAUUAAUCCUGGAAAUGUUUUGAUAAAAUCUUUGUAUGGAUUAAUUUAGCUUUUAGCUACUUCAAGAGAACAGAAAAGUUAGUUUGUGGGCAGUGGCUGUUUUCGAUACUGGUUAGUAGUACCACCAGACAACAGCAUAGUGGUUGUUUUUUUUUUAACUGAAAUAUACAAUAGUCCUUUAUACUUCUAGGUUUUUGAUAACCAUUUUAUCUGCAUUUGCUUAACAAUCAAAAAUCACUGGCUCAUGAUAUUUUUUCAGGUUUUCCAUGUUUAGCAGAUAUACUUUCGCCUUUAGCCUUACAGUUCUUCACCUCUGAAUUGAGAGGGAUGACUGAGGAAAAUAACUGCUGUGUAUGUGGUAAAGAGAGGCUUAGAACCCCUUUCUCUGUUUUAUCUAGGAUGACAGUAAAGCUCUUGUGGCUAAAAGGGUGUUUAAAUGUCCAUAUUAGCUUCUUAAUCUAAUCCUGCUGUACAAUCCCCUUUUCUUCUCUGUCCAUUCGGUGUGUUUAAAUGUUCUUAUUUUAGCCCAAGUAUGGAUUCAUCCUCAUGCUGUCUAAUGCGCUCCUAUUAGUCAGAACGGUUCUUUCUCUGUUUACUUCUAGACAUAUUUGCUGGUCUAAAUUCCUUCUAAAAUUGACUAAUUUGUUCCCAUGCAGGUCAGUCAAAGAUCUUGUUUCUAUGUCAACAAACCAGCGGACACAAGGCAGCCAUGUGAAACCGCAUGAUGAUUUAAUUUUCAGUUUCUUGUCCAUACUUUCACUGAAUGCAUGACUCAGUUGUGCUCUGUGCUUUUUGAAAGAAAGAACAGUGUCAGUACAUGUGGUGAGGCUUGAACAAAUUCAAUAUACUGUCCAGAUAGAUGCUGCUAAUGGAUUGAAUACUUUUUACAAGAACAUGGAAACUUCCUUACUUGCCUUAAAAUUAUCAUACCCUUUGCUGUUCAGCACUUAUGACAAGGCAGCCUGGGGGACUUGGCUGCGAUAACAAGAGCAUCAUUAUGUUUACUUCUCCCUCUUUACUUUCUCUCAGUUAUAUCAGAGGAGACAUGAAUUUCUUUACCAAAUUGAUUGCUAUGCAUCCGACAGCUUUUACAUUACUUAUAACUGAUUAUAUGGAACUCAGUAAAGAGUGAGAUGGGAUCACCAGAAGUCAAGUGCCUGGGAAUAUAAUUGUCAGCGCAUAUUAAAGUGAACAGUUCUUGACAAAGUUGACCCCACUGGUUGUUGUAUAAAGAUGGACAACAUGUUUCCGCCUCCAUCCACUGUACUGAAAAGAAAUCAAAAUACCACAGACAUAUUCCUCUAGUGAUGUAAAGGAGCUAGAGUCUGUGCGGUGGAUCGGCUGGUGGAGCCACUGUAUUGAAGUCUCACCCCCUCAACUCAACUCAAUAACAACACCAAAGAGCUGUCAAGACGGUGCAGUCUACAGCAAAACAGAUUCUUGUAUUGGUUUGAAGCUGAGAUUCAAAGUUAUGAAAAGUUACAUGACUCGUCUGAUUGGGUUUGUUAUGACUUUUGCUUUUCACUUAGUGGUUUCUAAAUCUAGGUUUUGAUGGUGGUAGCCAUAUUGAAAAUGCUGACUCAACUGCUAAUGAUCCAGUAGGGGCUAAAGGCUAAAACAUACAGGAUCCAUAUUCAGCCUAUUUAUGAAAUAGGUUGCCAUUCUAAUCAAUGCAGCAAAUCAUACAGGACGCGUAUCAGCUCCAUCGCAGCAUCGUCUCGAGAGCAGCACGGCUAUAGAUAUGCGACGAGUCUAUUUUUGCUGCUCUACGCCUCCAAUCCACACAGAGAAGAUCAUCUUAGACAGGAAGUCAAGCAUGAAAACCAUGCAUGUCAUCCAGUAUUUCAAAAUAAAACACCAUAUGCGAACUCCUGACUGUGUAUCAGUUUGUGUAGAUGAGAAAUACCUCCUGGUUCUGGAUUUAUCAGUAACAAGAACAAUCCGAUGGUCAAUCCCUGAUCCAUGUGAACCCCAACAGGACUUUUAACUGCUACCUCAGUCUGAAGCACAGCAUAAAGGAACAUAGUUUUCUUUUUUAAGCACCAGUAAACCUGCAAAAACCGAAACUGUAAAAUCACGUUGCUUUUUCACACAUAGUAGAGGCUCAACUGUCACUAAAUUAUAUCCAAAUUGGCAGGAGGUAGACCACAGAUAGGCAAAACAUCCUGUUGUGAGCAUGUUGUUACCUAUAUACUGAGCCCAGGUGACCGGGGCUGCACUACACCGCUGCCACGCUCCAAAUACACAUCCUGUAUGCGAAACCAAAUGCUGCUCUACGGAGCAAAUACAGAACACCCUCAAUUUGGAUCCUGUAUGUUUUCGGCUUGAGAGGCAGAGUUUGGGUUGGCCUGUAGCCUUCUACCUAACAGCUACAACAUGCCUACCUGUCAGAUGAGCCAGCCAUGCACCCUUUGUGCUGAACUUAUAACAUUAAUAUCUUGAAAACCGACAAGUUAUAGAAACAUUUAUACCCCGUGUAGUGUGUGUGGUUACAGAAAUGAGCGGUUCUGUUUAUUUUAGCUGUAAAAAUGGGCUUUUUAGAAUGAGUGUCUAUGCGACCCGAAGGACUUUUGGGGCCAACCUCAAGUGGAUACCGGAGGAACUGCAGUUGUUUAGCUUUUUGUUGCUUGUGUCAUUUCUACCAGAGGAAGCGCCAUUUGCCAUCUGAGCUGUUAGGCAUUGCAUUCGCUAUUCAUUACUGCCUCACGUUCCCAGAUAACACACACACACACACACUCAAAAAUGACAUUGUCUGAUGUUUGAGGAAAAAUCAUUUGACAUGUGUUUUGAUUUUAAAGUCUGAUUUGUUGACAUGAAGGAGGUGGGAUUUGUGACCUUAACAAAAAAAAAAACAGUCAAGGGGGCCUAAGAUGAUUUGGCUUCACUUUUGGGGGCUGUCAAACCAUCCAUGUUGCUGUACAAUAUAAUUUACCUGAAAUACUUUGACCUGUUGGUAACAAGAAGGUGCCAAUUCCAAACUUUAUUGCAACCCAUUAUUGUUUUAUGGUCAUGCCACUGGCUCUCCAGUAUCUGUAGGACUCAUCCUCUUGUGACUAUGAAUGUCUAAAUCAAACGUUAUUAUUGCCUCAGAGUUGCUGAGAUGUUUCCAUGUGGACUUUACUAACAAUCAGUGUUUUUUCCAUCACAUGCUAGGCAUGCAUUUUCAGUUUGUGCAUGACCAAUCGUAACCCAGCAUGGACAUUAGUUUGCUCAGUAAUGAUAAUCUUGUCUAAUCAUGUGCUGUUUUUCAUACACAGCCAACCUCUCACCAACGGGACAAGGCAUGAUCUCGCACAGCCAUUUGUCAUGUUUGACUAGCGUGAUCAUGCAGAAUUUGAUUUCAUAAGCCAAAUCAUUUUCCCCUCCAAGACUUCAGCUUUUGUCCCCGUUAGUUCAUGACAAAGCAGUGCAUGUUUUUUUCAAUUAUCCCUGCUAGUUUGUCCAUAACAAGGGCCAUUAACAUAACAAAAAAUGGCAGCAGGCUCCUAACACUGCUGCAGAAUAACUGAACACAAGCCUGAGUGUUUGGUUAUAUCACAACAUCUUCUUCAGUUUGACUGAUAGACUGUUAUUGCAGGGGAAAAGGCUUUUCUUUGGCCUCUGUCUUUCAAUUUAUAUCUCCAGUGCCCGUGUGUCUCAGUGUUUAUGGAGUGGUUUGAACUUUUGCCAUUUCUUAUUACAAGCAGACUCUAGUAGUAGAAGAAAGUAUACAAUAAUAGGUUUUUCUAAAUAUGUAUACACCUGAUACAAACAGCUUUGUAUUUCUUGCAAUUUACGUGGACUUGAAUUUAAGAAAGAUUCAUCUGUAUAAUUUGACAUUGUCAUUUAAGGAAUUUUCUGAUGUUUUAAAGUAGCUUUGUGUGUCAGAUUUAAGUUUUUCUGACAUUUUAUCUGGGCUGUUAUUGUACUCUUUCAUAUUUGAUCCAUAGUAGUGGUCAAACUGUUACAGUUUUUCAGUUGCAGCGACCGAUUGAAAGAGCAGGUUGGCUGACGCUGUGACGCUGAAAUCAUAUUGUUGUUUCUUUUAAUGUAAUAGUGCUAACAAAUGAAAAACAAUACUGCUGAAUUUGUCGGUUUAAUAAAUACAUACAGACAGAGAAGUAUUGGGACUUGAGACUUGUGGAUUUCUGAGUUUUUAGGAUUAGGUAAGAGUCACCCCCCACCUGUUUUGUCUGUUAUCAGUUAGGAUAACUGCUGUCUGUCUUUGCCAUAGAUUGUCUGUAAAAUAAACAAUAUGACAGCUCUAAAAGAGCAGGGCAAGGACCAUCUUGAGGAGAGUUGCCAUUAUCAGAGUAGAGGAGGAAGGUGAGGGAUAUUGUUGUAUACAACGGCACAGGAAAUGUUAACCUUGUCCAUAUUGAUAUGCAGUCAGCAAUAAUAAGGAUCAGGAUUAGCUCUGCAACAUAACAUUUAAGAUUUAAACCAAGGGUUGCCCAUGAACUAGCUGCUUAAACAUCCCACCUCAAAAUGCUUCAAAUAUAUAUAAAUUACUUCAGACUUUAAUAUGAAAAACAUGUGUUAUAGUCUGUUUUGCACAGAUCUCACAUCAUCAUAAACUAAUGUUGUUAAUACACUUUAAGUAAUAUUUAUAGUUAUGAUGCAAAGGUUUAGUGUGCAGAACUCUGAAAUGUAGAGAUAAACAUUUUUAUUUGAAUACGAUGCAAGCAGCAACAGCAAGAGAAUGUGUUACUACAGGACACUUUUUAAGUUGUUUAUCAUGAUUCAAGUUGAGGACGCCUCCUCAGCCCACUGCUUUUCUCUCGAGGCUCCGGCUUUCUCCUGUAACAUGAUGAGUGUAUUAGAGGAUAUUUGUAGCAUUGUUUCAAGUGUUUUCAUUAGAUUAUACCUGUUUGGCAGCCUUGAGCUGGGAGAAUCCUUUAAACUCUCAGCUUUAAAUAAAAUCGGUGCAUGUAGGGAGAAUUUUUUUACAUUGUCACGUUUUUCAUAUUGUCGAGGUGGUCUGUGGUGCUGAUUUGACUUUAAAAAGAUGGAUUUCUCUCCUUUUAGAGUUUUCCAAAGAGAUAUGGAUUUGAGUGUAGAGUGUUGAUAUCAAACAGUGAAAAGCAGCUCCGUGUCCGGUGUGGCUGGUGUUGAACAGCUCCGUCUAUAUUUGGAAGAAUCUGGGGUUAGGCAGUGUCCCCUCUCUGUCUCUCCUCUUUUUGAAGCAUGAGAUGAAAAAUUAAACAUUCCUCUUCUUUUGUUUGUUGCCGGGGCUUGUCUUUCUUCUUCAAAGGCAUGACUCAUCAAGUGACCUUUUAGUUCCCAGGAGUUCAGCAGCUCCUGCGAGGCAUCAGGGCUGCUUAAAAGCAUGCGGUGUCCCUGGUUUGAAGUGGGACUCCAGAACAGUUUUCUAUAAGACAAACUCUUGAAUUAGGAAUUAUGUUGGUGCUUGAUGCUCUUUAUACAUCUGUAAAUCAUGUCAGUGGUGUUACUGCCAAGGUUUGUGCCUUUUUAGAAGCAAAACUGAACUGAAACUGUUGAUGUGGAUGAGGGCUGCACAAUAAAUCACAACUUUAGACACAUUAUCAUCAAACAUAUUGCAAAAAUCUUGAAUUAGGUAGUAAAAAUAUAUAUAUGAUCAUUUUUUCUCACUCAGCAUGUGUAUUUAACAAGUCCCAUUAACGUUUGGAUAUUAUGACCAUGCUUUUAAACCUCUAAUGAUGGCACUUUAACCAGCUGUCAGCUAACCUCAGAUCAGCUGGUGAUAAAUUACUCAUAAAUUAGUGCUUUCUGGAUGUAUCUUAAAUCAAUCCAAUUAUAUCUGCUUUAUUUAUAUAGCACAUUUUAAAAAACAUUCAAGUUUAUCAAAGUGCUGCACAGUAAAAUUAAAUUAACAGACACUGUAGAAAACAUCAAGAGAAAAUAAAUAUAAGCAGGUAAAAAACAUUUAAGAUGAGAAAAAAAUAAUGAAAUAAAAACACAAAAGCAUAAAAGGAUAAAAGUGAUAAAAGGACCAUAAAAGACAUAGAUCAGACAGAGAUCACACAGCUCUCAUGCUGAGCUAAAAGCCAAGGAAUAAAAAUGAGUGUUAAGACAUGUUAAAAGUAGAAAGAGAGGGGGAUGUUUUGAUCUUGAGUGGCAAUUUGUUCCACAAUUUGGGAGCCAGACCGAGAAAGCUCAGUUGCCACGGGUUUUAUAACGAGUUUUUGGGACGAUGAGUUGGAGCUGAUCAAGGAAAUCAAGGAUGUUUUUUACCUACAUGCCAAUCAUUGAUUUCUGUCACUGCAAAGAAUAUAUUUAAUCCUCUAUAAAAGUUAAUCUGGCCAAAUGAAACUCACUGUCUUCUUCAGGAUAUGAUACUCUUACCACUAUGAUGUACGGUCACUGCAGGUAAAAGCUAACCCUCGUUGGUCCUGUUCGUUUAGACUGACAAAAAAAAACUCAUCUUCGCAACAGCUUAUGAUGCAUGUGUAUAUUUACAUCCUGCAGUCGAUCAGUUUUACAUGAGGGGCUACAUCAAAUUCAUUUCAUAUACACGUCUUUCAUAUAUGAAUUGUGAAAGUUGUGACCGCAUGAUGUCUUCCAGGCCAUAUGGCUGACCUUGCACAUCCUGCAUCCUCCUAUAUUAGCCAGCGUGUCACUUCUUAUGUUCUGGACUGUAUUUUAAGAUGGCUAUCAGGACAGCUUCCUGUCAGUAAAACUAAAACAUCAGGAGCUCCAAUUUCCAAGUGUGUGCACAUCAUACAUACAACAAUAAUUGUUUAUACCUAUAGAAACACAGAGGAAAAUAAAUAAUGGAAUAACCCAGGGCAAGGAAAAAGUUAUUUUUUCUAUCUGAGCUCUCUUUCUUUCUUUCUUUUUUAAGUAACAGUAUCCAUCUGUUGUGAGGAUGUGUAAACAAGAUACUCCACUGUUCAUGUUUGCAGGCCUCCUUUCAUUACUAACUAUGGUUCAGUCAUGUAAUAUGAAGGUCGUCUCCAUGUGAUUAUUUUGCAAUGAAAAUGGAGAGCUCUUCAUCGUUUAGGUUAAAUUAAAUAUACAGUAGAGUGCCCUUUGCCUCCACAAAGCUGAAAUAACACAGCAGUCCAAUAAUAGAGGUUUUAUCGGAUAACCAUUCUGAUAUAGAAUAUAUGAAAUAAACCAAACUAAACCUGUCCUGGGUUCAUACAGUGUGAUGCUCGGAUUUGUUCCUGCUUUAAUUCAGCAGCUGACAGCUUUUGAGGUAAAACCCACCAACAAAUAAUUGCAGGCCCUCACGUGAGAGACUUUCAGCCUCUUGUACACAUUGCUCUGCAGAAUGAAGCUGGCUUUGGGCUGCUCACAGUAAUCAGCAUGAAGCACAUGACCUGCAUUUGUCCUUAACACACAAAGAGCCCCAGUGUGCUAAGCAAGGAGGCUGUGCAGUUGUAAUCAAUGUAACAAUCUAAUUAGAAGAAAAAAAAAUAAAAAUGGGACUCACCAAAGGGCAGAGCGCACAGAGCCCUGUUUAUUUCUGUCACUGACUUAGGCUGAAAAUAAAGUUUAUGCUUUCCCUGAGGCGGUUCCUCCAGAGAUUAGUUGUCAUGUGAUAGCAGUAAUUAAUAUUUCAGAGAGCAGGCUGAUUUAAAUAUGAGGAGAUUCCACCUAUUGAGAUAAAAUUCAUUUAGAAAUCAGUCAAUGAAUGUUUGCACUAGUUCUCCAUUGUUCAAACACAGUCAUAACUCUUAACCAACUCAGUAAGUUCAGAUUUCUACAAACCAAAUCUAAUCUUACAGCAUUUCUCAACACCUGAUAGAUGCAGCUCUUUACUUUGGAGCAGCACUUUCGCAAAGAAUAAAUAUAACUUAAAUUCUAGAGGAGUUGGGACGCUGAACCAACUAGAACCUAGAACCAACCUAGAACCUAGAACUUGGACCUAUAGUAUGCACCAUGAUACAGUGAAUCAGGGCAAAAGCCAAUCUUCAGGAUCCUUAAAACAAUUGCUGUCAAGCAGAUAGAAGAAUUUUAUCUGAAUGAUUAUUGGCUUUGUGAUUGAUUUAUCACUUUUAAUUGCCUACAUCUAUAAUGUAAGGAGAAGAAGUGUGUUACAAAUAGAUAAACUGCAUAAACAUACCCACUGAGCAUUUUUUGAUCUAACAGAGGUCUAAUAGACGUCUAAAUGUAGCCUAGAUGACUGGUCUAAAAUCAGGCUACCACAGGUCUGAAAAUUAAAGUUUUUUAGACGUCGAAAUUUAGACCAAGUUUGGAUUAGCUGGCUAACAGAGGUCUAACUGUAUAUUGCUCAACGGAUAUCAUAAUUAUUUUGGUUAAGUACUUGGAGAUCAGUUAUGCGACUCACAGUUGCUUUUUGAAAUAAAUAGUUAUCGAAUAAUGGGUUAAAGUGCAACGUCUAAAUUACGUCUAAAAAUACACAGAAUCUAGACGGUUGAAAUUAGGUCUAAAAAAAAAAAGACUUGACAUCUAAUAGCCGUCUAUUGCUCAGUUUGUAUUCAGAGUCAUAUCUGUUUUUAUUGCAGGACCAAGGCCACCCAAAUAUGACUUCUAGUCAUGUUCCUUUUCACAAUGAAUUCUCCAGAUUCCCUAAAUUUUUUCAUGAUAUUAUGAGUCCCCAAAUCCUUUAAAAUUUUACGCUGAGGAUUAUUGAUGAAAAAUAUUUUUUAACUAUUUGCAACCACAGUCUCUAACUGAGUCGUGAAGCUCCUUACCUCUCUCCUUCUGAGGGAUUCAGCCUCAGAUGACUGCCAAGUGCUUUAAAUAUGACCGCCAAUACAGAGGUCGCUUUAUAUUCACUCACAUUUAAAUCAAAAUACAUGCAAUCCUUGAGCUUCUAUUGGUUGAUUUUACUUAAGGAGUAACACUAUGAACUUGCUGUUUUACCAUGCCUCUGUUUGUUUGUUCCUUUCAGAUUAAAAGCAUAUGUCUUUGUAAUAAUCACAUCAGUCUCAGAAGAUACUCUUACAAAUAAAUAUGCACCAACAGCAAAUCAUUCGCAUCAGUUGUACCCUGACAAUGUGUUUUAGGUGUAUUGUACUUUUAAUAUUUUAUGGAGCGUACUUUGAUUGUUUGGAUUGAGCACAGCCGUCUUAUUUUACAAAGCGCUUUAUUUUUUUAAGAUACCAUCUUUCCUAUAGAAGUCGACAGUUUUUGCGCAAAAGUCUCUUAUGAUUUAUUUGGAAAUAAAGCAGCAGUUUGAUCACAGCGUUGGAUCCAAGACACAAAACAAGUAAAGUAGAAGAGACAUUGUGAAUAAUCAUCCGUCUAAUAUCAGCUGUGGUGAUGUAGUGAUUUGCUGAAUAGAUUCUUUGAAAAUGAGACCACAUGACUGUUUUUUUCUGCAACUGUGACAGAUGUGUUCAUGAUGUUGGGAACUGUCCUCCAGCUCAUGUUUAUUCAGUCCCUGUAGCUGCAGCGGCCUCCAUUAAUCAGAUGAUAACAGAGAGAAGGAAACACAGAGGAGGAGAAGUACCUGUGGGAGUAACAUUACAGCCUCACAGCUUUUAUUUACCUCCAGUGUUACAUCACAUUUUCUCUCUGUGGCAAUUCAACAUUAUCUUUAUCAUAAUCUGCUGUUUUUUUUUUUUUUUUUUUCAUAGAUGUCCGGUCAUGUGGGGACUGUGUGUUGGAGUUUUUUCGAACUGUUUUCGAUGUAAAUAACUUGCUUGAGUGCACUUCAUGGUUUUAUAGCUCAGCUGAGUUUGAAUGGUAUGAAAAUGAGUCAGUCUGAGCAAAACAAUCCGUAUGAAUCACCGGGGGGAAACAACUGGAAAUAAUUUCUUUGAUAUAAACUCUAGAUGACAUGAUUAGAGCUCUGAAAGCUCAAAUCAGCAGUGUUUUCUUGUAUCAUCCUCUGCUGGUAUUUACUGAUAGAUGUCUGUCUCCUUACUCCGGGGAUGAUCUCUGCGUUAUUUCUGCUCACUUUUCUUGCUGCUGUGAGGAAAAGCCCAUAGCUCUCCAAAUAAGGCUUUAGUGAGCUCCGACAGUAUUAAUAGAAUACGCCUGCUGCUGGGGAAUAUUUGUAUUGACUUGUUGAAAGACUUUAUCUGAUGCAUGCCGUUUCCAUGGCAGCGUGGGGGCGAGAUGCUGCGUGGCUGCUGCGGUUGAAGCUCCAUGGGCAGCUGAAGCUGGCUGGCUAAUGGCACUGAAGGAAGCAGGAGCUCACCUUUUUUAAUUGUCUCGUUUAGAGAAUUUCCAGCUGGUUCACAGUACUCUAGUCUCAUGAGUUGUAAUGGAGAACACACAGAUCUUGAAAAGACCCCUCUUUAUGGGGGUGUGCAUCACAUAGGAAUCUUCCCUUUGAGUGUAAAAGUACUUUUCAUCUGAAAACAAAACCAAAUUUUGCCUGAGUUUAUGUUGUUAUUUUAGCUUGUCAUCGUCUCGUUUCUAUCGUGGAAAAAAAGGUCAUCAAUCGAAUAUUAAUCGGCAUUAUUUUGAUGAUGAAAUUAACACUGAUACACAUCCCUAUCUAGUUUAUGAUUGGUAGGCGUGGGCAGCAGUACAAGUACCUGGUUGAAAGGUAAGCAUGGGAACUCACGGCUGGAUCAGCAAAUAAUCGCACAAAAAAUGGUGUGUUUUUUCAUAUUUAGAGUUUUCCAUGUGUGUCUUUCUACUGUUCUGACUUUGUUACACCAUGUCCCUGUUUGCAACAUUUCCUGAAGAAACAAUAUGAAUCCAACAAGUAGGGCUGGGCGAUAUGGGAAAAAGUUUAUCACAAUAUAUUUUUGAUAUAUCAGUUGAUAUCGAUAUAUAUCACGGUAUAAAAAGAUAAAUUUAACAGUGCUUUAUGGUACCGUGUCUUUUUUAGUACAAUAAGCUACUGCAUCUGUGAGGUCUUUGUGUCUCAUAAGGCAUUGUGCUAGAGAAAGCGGACUGAAUGGACUGCUGUUUUUGGGGUUACAGUGCUAUGGUUGCGUGUAGCUGCAGCCUGCUACUGCACAGUUGUUUGGUACUUGGUUCUAAUUCAGUAUAUGAUUGGCUCAGUGCGGAACGGACCUGGAGCAACUCCUCUUUUCAUUGGCUGUUCGUAUAACCUACCAAAACAUGGCCGAAGGUGGACGAUCGAAAAGCAUAUUGACCGUGUUUUAUAUUGAUAUUGAGGGAAAUUAAUUUUCAAAAUAUAUCGUUAUUGUUUUAUUUCCCAGCCCUACCAAAAAAACAAUUUUUUUCACCAUGAAAUUGGCACCAGUUACUCUGGAGGUUGCUGAUAGAUUCAUCUAAAUUUGUGAAAACACGGUGCCUUCAAAUUGAGUCCUGUUAACCGUAUUCAUGAGAAGAGACCAUAUGACAGUUUUAAGAAAUGGCAACGACUGUGAAAUCUGGUUUUACAUAAAUCUAGUUUCUCUGUUGUUUCAGCUAAUAAUAAUGAUAAUUUCAGUAUUUUCACAUGGAUCAAAAUCGAAAAAGUUUUUCGCACAUCUGGUGGUCUUCUUGUACUUUUACCUCUUGAAUGCUGAGCGUCUCAUUUCAGGCAGCACUAAACCAGCUCCAGACAUCUAUCCAACAGAAACAUCCACAUGCUGAGUGAUAAAGCGUUACUAGUUUGCAUGAAGUAUUUUUCCCUUUCCUUUGAUUCAGUCAGACUUUUUUGAUGUUUUAAUCGCAUCUUCACAUAUUGCAUUACGAUGAUAUUGCAAUUCAUCAUGCAGCCUUAAAAACUGUCAAGCGCCGAGGUGUGAAAUAAAAUGAUUUGAUACCGAGAUUGACACCCUGUAACAGUUUGAUCUGCGCUCAAAUGCUACAUCAUGCAGAGAAAUCCCUUCGCCUUUAAAAUGUUCUCGGUGAGCUGAGAGGAUUGGCCUUGCUGGACUCUGACAGAUCAUUUCUUUUCAAGGCCUUGUGCUAUCUCUCUCUGACUGAGCGCUCAUUAUACAAACAGUAGAUUCAGCUGUUUAACCUCAGGUGGCUGCGUUCAGGAAGAUGAUAAAUCUCACUAAACCUGUUAGAUGAAUAAGAUAUCAGUGAAAAAUGCUCUGCAAUGACUCAAAUGUUUUUGUCGCCACAUAGAAUAGAUCUGUCAAGCACCUCUACUGAAUUAAAAGAGUAAAGUUUGUUUUUGAACGUGAAAACUUUUGGUGCCUGUAAAUGAGCAAAUAUUGAUACUCUGAGAGUUUUCAGUGAAAUCUAAUCUUUUCAGCGAACACUUCAUUUGAUGUUGCUCUUCAUUCUAUGAGAGCCUUUUCAACCUAUUCACAGUAAAUAGUCCUUUGAAUAAAAGCAAAUUACUGAAAUGAUGUUUGGUAAGAACAGUACUGUCAAAGUAAAUACUGAACCAACCAAAUAAAAGAGGACCUGGGUAGUUUGAUAAAACGUCUAAAAAGCAGAAAGAUAGAAUAAUAUUUACCCAGUAUUACCUCCUUAAUGUGCUUUACCUUUUGUUUUUCUUCAGAGUUUUCCACAAGAAAGUCCCUAAUGCUCUGACAGAUGUUAAUUGCCCACUAAGCAAUAGACGGCUAUUAAACAUCUAGUUUUUUUAGACCUAAUUUCAACUGUCUAGAUUCUGUAUAUUUUUAGACGGAAUUUAGAUGUUGCACUUUAACCCAUUAUUUGAUAACUACGGUAUUUAUUUCAAAAAGCAUCUGUGAGUUGCAUAACUGAUCUCAAAAUACUUAACCAAAAUAAUUAUGAUAGCCGUUGAGCAAUAUACAGUGUAGUAUAGAAAUAGCCCAGAUUUAGACUUGGUCUAAAUUUAGACGUCUAAAAAUUUUUAGACCUGUGGUAGCCUGAUUUUAGACCAGUCGUCUAGGCUACAUUUAGACGUCUGUUAGAUGUCUUCUAGACCAUAAAAUGCUCAGAGGGUGUAUUUAACAAAGUUCAUUUGUUUAAUUGAUGUUGCUUAGAGAAGAGUCUUUAAACUAGUCACAAUAAAUGGACAUUUCCUAAUAAAAGUACAUAUGCUGUUAGGUAAAAAUAGAGCUGUCUGAGUAAAUAUCAAACCAGCCAGAAUGAAGAGGACCAUGGGAAAUAAACUGACGGUAUUUAUUUAAAGAGUCAUCAGUCUUCAGCAGUUCAGCUGGGGUCACUUAAACAGUUAGAUAAGAUGUCUAAAUAGCAGAUGGAGAGUGUAAGCUUAACUAAAUAACCUCCUUCUCUUUGUCUCACACCUCAUUUCUUUGUUUUCCCCGGUCAUGCAUCACUUUCAGUCCAUCUUCCGGCAGAUACUCCUCCCUCUGAGCGUGCUCGGUUUCUGCAUGGAGACCCGCUGAGGGGUUUUUGACUCCAUAAAGACGUGCUGUGUUUGUUCAGUUUGUUCCGGCAACAGAGAGGCCCGUGGUGUGAAUGUGAUUCAGCUGGCUGAUUCAGCCCAUUAAGUGGCUCUGUGAAAAGAAGGAGCUGCUGGCUGCCAGUCCCAGGACUCACUGUAUGCCUGGCACUGAAUGGAAACAAUGCUUUUUAGCUCUGGUGCCUUGGACACAUGACAGCGUGCAAGCUGUUUGAUAGGUGGAAACUUGGACCGGGGCCAUGAAACCCGGAGGUUCUAAUGUGCUACAAAUUAGAAAUUCAAGUUUUAGUUUGGCACACACAUGCAAGUGUGUACAAAAAGCCAACCCCCACUUGUUUGCCAAUUAUUCCUCCAGCUUCUGUAGCUUAGUUGGUACCGGACAAGAAUCAGGGAAACUGAGAGAAAUCAGGGUUUUUGGGAAUAAUUCAGUUUGCUAAAUGACACCUGACCUCAUCUUUGCACACAUUUUUCUUAAGCUCAUAAACAGUUUGUUGCUUUCUGACCUUUUUGAUGUAUGUAUCUGUAUGCGCUAAGGUUAUACAUGUUAAAUCGACUUCAACAUUUGUCUUGAGUUGGUUUAACAAAUUAGAUAGAUUUUUUGAUUAUUGUUGGCUUCAAUGCCUGUCGUAUGAUGUGUUUGAGCUGUAGUGCAGCCGCCUACUGUUAGCCAGAGUUGUACAACCUGGAUGUAAACACGUACAGGUCACAGAUGUUAUCUUGCAGUGCAGUAUGGUUUUUUUUUUUUUUUUUGAACCGAAGGCUUGUGGUGUAAACUCUGCUCAUAUUAGCUAGACAUGAUAAAUAAGUUUAACAUUAUUUACUUACAGUUAAACCAAUAAACACUGUAGGUUAAAAUUUAAGGCCCAAAUCCUCUGUUUUGAUUGUGUUUCCUUUGAAAGUUUUGUGCCUCCUUUAAGACACACUCCCAAGAAUAUCCUGUGUGCUUUAAUUCAUCUUAACUUGUUUACAUUUUCUCUCUUGAAGUCCACAUAUCAACAUGGCUUUGGUUAGUACUCUAGCCUGGAGAGGCAUUGAAUGAGUUUAGGAAGGUCACAGUGACAUGCGGUGUGAAGUACCUCUAUCAGUCAGAAGACCACAGAACAUAUUCAGUGCAGUCCACUUGGCAUUUGGGAGGAAUGGGACUGACUGUACAUUCAUUUCACAACAUUAAGACAUUAAAUGGUAGAAGAAGCUAGUUGAUCUCGAUUUCUAGAGACAUUUGGUAGGCAAAAAAACUGUGAAACUUUAGUAGAAGUUCAAGGACAUCCAUGCAUAAGUAACGUUUUUAUCAUCUGUUUACUUUUACCAUCAGUUUAUCUUUAUUAAAUGUAGAAAAAUGUCAUUGUUCAUGUUGAUGAGAACAUCCAGGCCAAAGAUAACAUCAAAACCUUGAAAUUUCCUGAUUUAUUACCGAUCCACAAAACAAAAGAACAUCACACCUCAUUGUCAACCUAUGAAACUAGCAAGUGAGAUCUUAAACAUAUCAGGAAAAUGAUUACUCAGGUGUUUAGUCAGCUAAGAUUUUCACAUCUGCUUUUUAUACCCUCUUCCGGACGUUGCAGGGGUCACCUCUGCAUUGUCUAUAGCUUAAAAGCAGGAAACUCUCAUCAACUUUUUGUCUACCAUUCUUGAACAGGAUGCAGAAAAAAAAACGAACAGACAUGCAUUCUCUGUCUUUUUCCCCCUACAGAUUGUGUCCAAUGUGCUGAUCUUCUCUUGCACAAACAUCGUGGGAGUGUGCACACAUUACCCCGCUGAGGGCUCCCAGAGGCAGGCCUUCCAGGAGACCAGAGAAUGCAUCCAGGCUCGCCUCCACUCCCAGAGAGAAAACCAGCAGCAGGUGAGAGCCGGGACAUGUUCAAGGUGAAGAGGGCAGAAGUAGGAUCCAGAAAGCAAGAGAUAGAUUACCGAUCCAAUCCCAUGGUGUUGUUUUUCACUCAUUUCCUGGAGGUUUGCAUGAUAGCUUUGAAAAUGGUGUACAGUUUGUUCCUUUGAGAGGGUUAUCAACUGUGAAACGUGCUGCUCUUAUCAGAUUUGUGAGACAAAGAAAAAAGUAAAUCAGGGUUUGACCCAGGGCAGAACAGGAGUGUGAUUUUUAUCACUAUUUGUUGCGAGUUGUUGCACGGAGAAGAGGAUGUGAUUCACUUGAAUGUUUUGUUUUUGACCACAGAGAACAAGCCCAUGAUUUUAACUAGCACUUUUCAUGUAUUUAAAAAAAACACAAGGCCACACCGUGGGAUGAUUAUCAAAACCUCAAUUUCAACAUUAAUGAGCCACUUGCUUAAAUGUUGACUUUUGGCUACUUUUCCACUUGUAUUAGGUUAGUUACAGCUUGUAGGUGUUACUUUGUACACAGUUUUGAGGUCAGAGUAUGCCUUUACAGAACACUUUUUUCUGAAAGUGCCUUUGAGAAUUUUCUCAUGUUUAUUUAAUUGACUGAAAUGCAUUUUUUAAUUUUUUUCAUGAUAUCCAAAAGCAAGAAGAGUGACAAUUUGGGUGUUAUAGUUUUUAGUGCCUGAACAAAAAGGGGUAGGUGUCAGCCGAGCAGCUACAGAAUUUAACAUAAAAUAUUCACAGUAAAUGAUAUAUUUGACUGUUAGAGUCAGCAGGAUGAGAUUUUUGUCAAAAGAUACUACUCAGGUAUAUAGAGGACAUGAUAAUUGAAGACUGUUUUGUCCACAGGGGGCGCCAAAAUUCACACAAAACCUCAAGUUCCUGACUGGAACUUUAAAUCUGGAAUUAAUACGUGACGUUUGACUGUAUUUACUUCAACUUUAAAAGUGCGUUACACUCUAAAGAUUCAUCUCUUUCAUAUUUUAUCUUCUAUGUCUAACUCUAACCUUAGCUCUGAUUCACCUCUCUCAAUAAAUAAUUUUACUUGAAGAAACAGAUUCUCUCUUUUUAUUCUAAAGGUAUUAUUUUGUAUUUUUAAACUGAUUGUGCGACUCUAUUGAAAACAUAGUGCUCCACUCAUUUACAUGGGCCUUUAUUCAUGACUAAAUAUUGCUUGUUAGUUAUACUUCCCCUCCAUCUCUUAAAGUACUCAAACUCGACCAUUCAACUUACUUUCCCAUCAUGCUCUCCUCUUUCAGGAGCGUCUCCUGCUCUCAGUGCUUCCCCGCCACGUCGCCAUGGAGAUGAAAGCUGACAUAAAUGCAAAGCAGGAGGACAUGAUGUUUCACAAGAUCUACAUCCAGAAGCACGACAACGUCAGGUAACACCGCCCCCACUGUUUGUCCCACCCCACCCCCACCCUUCCCCACCUCACAUCACAACAGCCAGCAGGUGGGAUGAAGAGGAGAAACAGAUUGAAGCUGCCAUAAAUAAAGCUCUGUAAAUCAUUUCAAGCUCUGUGGGCUUUCAGACAAAGUUCAAGCACAUGCAUUGAGAUACAAAACACUGCACUGCCUUCCUUUUAAGAGAUAACUUAUACACAGAAAAUUAAAAUUUAAUGUCCUUCUGUGUUGGGAGGCCUUGGGUGAGUUUUGACCGUGAGAGGAGAGAGAUUGAAAUUUUCUGGAGGAGAUGUUGUACCAUGCCUUAUUUGAUUCGUACAAUGUUAAGUUUUUAUUGCCCGACUGAAAUCAGAUUCACAAAAGCCAGAGCUCAUUUUUGUUGCUAUCAAUAUUUAAAGCAGGAGAUAUAAGCAUCACAAAAAGAAAGGUACAGAGACAUUUUCUUGGAGGCAUAGAGGAUCUAAACUUCCUGCCUGGGUUGCAAUAGAUGGAUUGUUUGUGAAACGCAAGCACAGAUCAGCCAUAGCAGUAUAACCACCUGUCUGAACUAGACAUCUCAAGAUGAGCUGUAGUUUCUGACACCAAGACACUAUGCUCUGUUGUCCUGAUGCUCACACGCCCAUACAAGGUACAUUAGGUGGUGAACAGAGGGCAUAUCAAUCAAAUUUUGAUGCACUAUCUGUUCUGACGCCUCUCUAUCAGAACCAGAAGUAACUUUUCCAGUAUUGUGAGCUCCAGUAGCUCUCCUGUUGAAUCAGACCUCGCUGGCAAGCCUUGGCAUUCCCACACGCAUCAAUGAGCCAUGGCCGCCCAUGACCCUGUAGUGGGUUCGCUGGCUUUUCUUAGGCCACUAUUGCAGACCGGAACACCCUACAUGAGCGCAGUUUUGGAGCUCUGACCUAAUCAUCCAUCCAUCACAGUUUGGCCCUUUCGUGGUCAUUUCACUUGCACUUGUGUCUCUUUUUCCUUCAUAUUGGGGAUUAUUUAAAACAGAAAAAUUAACUCGGGUUAGUAAGUGGCUUUAGCAAACAUUAGCUGUGUCAUAAAGUCAGGUAAUUGGCUGUCAUGUAUGUUUUUUUGUACUUGAUCAAUCAGAAAAGGGUGAAAUGACCACAUUUGGUCAGAUUAUUGAGGUUAAAGGACUUGUAAAGUCUCUUUGUGUGUCAGAUGGUGCUAUGUGUUGGGUUUGGCUCCAGUUGUGGUCUUUUUUCUCUCUUGUGUGUACUGCGGCUAUCACAGGGUCAGACUAGACCACCAUUUUUAGACUGGAAGUAAUGUUUGGAAAAUUGAGCUCUAGUAAGAGAAUACAAUGGGGUGAUGUCCGAACAAGGUGAGAGGUUACAUCCGUCACAGGUGGAGUCUACACACCUUGGGAGAGAAUUUUUUUGCUGCGUUCGAGUUUCCUCGGAAGUCAGAUGUUGGAGCUUAAAAAUGACGUCACACCCGAGUUAUCAGCGUUUCAGUUACCAAGUUGAAUAAAAGCUAAAUCGGAGGCGGAAACAAGAUGGCUACAUCUACUGACGUUUUUUUAGUGCUUGCCUUGUCUUUGCUAUAUUCCGAAAAGGCGAGCGCUAAAAUAACUUUCGUAGAUGUAGCCAUCUUUUACUCAACUUGGUAACUGAAAUGCUGAUAACUCGGGUGUGACGUCAUUUUUAAGCUCCAACAUCUGACUUCCAGGGAAACUCGAACGCAGCAUUUUCAUCUUGAAAUGAUGCAAUCAUAGUCGAUCAAUAACAGCUUUUUUAACAUACUCGUAAUUAACGAGUCAUCUAAAAUCGUACACCUACAAGACUGUCAUACAGAGAAUAAUUUCAUGUGUGCUGGUGUUAGAUUUUGCACACUAAAGUUAAUCUGAAAUAACCUCUUUUUGAAAUAUUACUACAGUCAUAUUGAGGUCAAAGCAGCUUUUAUUGUUUGUUUUCAACAGAGUUUUUGAAUAAACAAUUAAUACACAUUGAUACUUCCCACACCCACACCCACAGGGAGAAGUGCAGGUGUUGCCAUGACGAUUGGCUGCAUGCUGUUUUCCACCUAUGCCUGAUUAGUGUCAAAUUAGCUGACAUGUGAGUAAAAUAUUGUAAAUUAGAAAUACGAAUAAACUUGUUUACUGUGCAUAAAAGAGCGUAGAAAAUUACCAGUUACAUUUAUGAAGAAAAGGAAAAGAAAUUUUUGCUUCUAAAAUAUUAAAAAAUCAGAGUAAAGGGGAAUAUUUCUACAUUAUAUCAUCGCUCUGUGGCUUUUGAAUGGCCACCUAAAACAAAUGAUGGUUUUAACGGGAUUGAAUGGAGUUAUUGAAUCAGUGGGUUCUUGUUUGUUAGAGCUUUUUCUUUCUCUCUAAUCUUAUAGUUCACAUGUGUUAAAAAUAAACUUGGUCAGACAGUUGUGUAUUCAAGUUACAAUAAAACAUAUUCAUGUUUCAAGUUUGUACAGAUCUCCUUUUCAUCUACAGGUAGAGGUGGAGGUGAAGAAAAUGACACCUGGUGGUGAAGGUGAUAGGAGGAGGUGACACCUCUUCUGAAAGCGUGUCAGCUGAUUGCUCUGUUUGGGAACUGCUGUUAUGAACAUGUGCGAUUCUGUUUCAUAUGCACACCGUGUAACAUCACAGAAACAGGUUCAUGCUCUCAUCACUGCAGUCAAGGACAAAGUCUGCCAUGAAUCUUGCAUCAGUGCACAAUUUUCAGUUAAAUAUAGUGAUUUGCAAACCAUUAAAAUUUGUUUUCAUUAACAUUUUAAGUAGUGUCGCAGCGUCUUUCAGAUUGGGGUUAUGUGCACAUGUUAGGUAAAGGUGCAGGUAACAUUUAUAGUCAUUAAAUGAUAAGACCAAAAUUUAUAAUAAGAUAGGAUAUCAUAAAGUAGGUAAGGAUUUAAAAAAUAUAUACGUUAUAACAGGGUUAAAAAUAGGGAAGAGGAGUUUUUUUUUUUUUUUACGUUGAAUAGCUUUUGUGACCCGUCAUGCCAUCUAUUGACCCUUUAUUGAUCUAUAAAUGGUGCAUGGGUUGUCUUUUCUGACAAAGGUUGUCUCUCAUAUUUCGGUCAGGGUUCUUGUAGUCAGAGUGAUGUAGUGCUGAAUAACUGGCUCACAUUAUUUAGGUGCAUAUUCUGCAGCUUUGCUUCAUCACUAUGGACAAUUUGCUUAUAUAGUAGAGAGUCAUAUUCAGACACACAGAUUCAGCUGAGGUGAGGUUUGGCAGCCCCUUGUGGAGUAUUUUAACACUACAUUGAGGUGACUGAGACCAAGGUUUGUUAAACCUGUGCGUAUGAUUGUGUGUGCUUAUUUGUGCAGAGGGAAUUUUAAGCCCUGCAGCUGUUACAGUCAGGUGAGAGCCCAAAUCUCACUGUGUAACAGCUGCUAUUGAAGCCUUUUUACGGCUUUGAUGUGUCCCUUUGAAUCCUCAGGGGUUAGAGCAUCAGGUCACGUACUCAGAGCUUGCACACACAAAGGUCCUUUGACAAGUAUUAAUGUGAACGUGGUCAGUAAUAAUCUUCUUUUUGUUGUUUGAGUUUUAGGCUUUAAAAAAAGAAGUACAGAUUGCUUUUUUUGAAGUAGACAGAGAUGGGAAACAAGGACAUUUCCGGAGCCUGUGAUGGAAGUUUAUGAAACCAAAUGAGAGAACACACAUGACUGUUUAGCUAAUAUAACCAUGCCGUAUUGAGGAAGAAGGGUCAUGUUGGUUCAACAUAGAUUUGUUCAUUACUGCAGCUAUCACUGUUUCAUAAUAAGAAGAGGAACACAAACAGAAACCUGCGUUUUUAGAGACAAAACUGUGAAAAUGAGGCUGAAUUAUUGGCUUGUUACUGUAGAGUGUCCUACCGCCUUUUUUUUGUGACUCACUGGGGAGUAGGAGGCACAUUAGCAGCAUCCGCUAAGCUUGGCUGAACUCUGUCUGUGGUCAUGAGUGUGUGGUUAAUGGGUAGCUAACCAGGUGUGACCGGGCCUGUCGGGGAGCGGGCAGUGGCUUGUGGUAAUUGGGGCUCUGCUGAGAGGCCGAGUAACAACAGGAAGAGAAGUGACAGCUCCCACAGCUGCAGCUUCGCAUUCAGAAGGAUAACAGGGGGAUGAAGGGAGGUGGAGAGAGAGUUUGGAGAGCCUUACUCCAAACCUAGCAUAUGUUUUUCACUACUCCUUGAUUUUUGGGGCUCUGAUGAACAGCUGUGUUGGCCGGGUAUCAAAGUCAGUUUGACAUUACUGUAUAACUCGCAUCCAACAAGAAUCCUCAACUGUUUGUCUUUCAGUUCAGAUGAACACUGUUACAAAACAAGACGCGCUACGGAGGGUAAAUUCACCUCACACAAGUAAAAACAAAAUAGAUGAAAAGUAUAGUAAUGUAUAGGGCCAUGGUGAUAUGAAAUGCUCUGUCUGGACAACUUACAGUAUCCAAGAACACAACAAAUACAGAUUUAAAGAUCUAGUAAAAGAACAUUUAUUAGUCCAACAGCUCCUUAUUUAGAUGAAGCUACUUUGUAGAAUCAAUCAGUGUUUGUCUGACUUAAUUGAAAUUAAUUCAAUUAUGUCCAAUGUAUGUUAAUAUUUGAACAUCUGAUUACUUGUGACACUAUAACUACACUGUGAAAAUGAAUAAGGUCCAGUCAUAUGUGUAUGUUGUUUGCAUUAUUGUAGUUUUGUUGUUUUGUUUUUGUUUUGUAGGCUGUUGUGAGUUGUUGUGGAUAUUGACGUUGUCUUUGUGUUUGUGGCGUGAUGUUUUUUUUGUGUCUUUGCACUGCAAUGGAGAGCUAAUUGUAAAUAAAGACUCCAGGAAGAAUAGCAAUGGCCUUAGCCAAAGCAACCAAAUAAGGAAAUGUAAAUAGCUUCAUUUACUCUUGCUGCAGAAGGGACCAGGCCUUUAUAAGAAGCAGGCUCAUAUAAGAGGCAGGUCUGUAUCAGGGGUAUACUUCUCUGUCUGAGAAGUGUAAUCCCUCAUAUUUUGGUAAAAAUUGGAGUCUGUUAUUUUUUCUAAUCAACAAACCAUGUGCAAGGAGUUAAACGCUUUUCCUGCUUCCUGUAACUUGACUUUGUGUGACUUUGUUCAUGGCAGAGGUUUAGUAACAUGUUUGAUCUACUGUACUCUUUCCUGAAAGUCUGUUGGGCCCUUUUGAGUAAAAUGACGCCCCGUGGCUUCAGCAAUUAGGACUAAUAUUUCUGCUGACUCAGGUGUUAUGAAAGACGCUCUCUUUGAGCGGAUGUUUUGAUGCUGCCGGUCACCCUGCGAGGGAUUAGAAGACACUGAAAACAUCGUGACUCCAGCUGCUGUGUGCGUUAUGUAGGCCAGCAGCACCCUGAAGAGACGGACAUGGAAAGAACAUUGCAUAAAUUAAAAGAGCUGCCCUUGUCUUUGCUCCACAUGUUCUUACUGAAGAAGGGACAGGAACUGACACAACAUAGCUGACAUUUAUGUGAUUUUGACUGCGUGAUUUUAAUUAUGAGUUACUCUGUUACGCAAGGCCUGAUGUUAUGCUGAUAGGAAGUAGACUUCCCUGAAAAUCUAUUUCUUGGAAAGAGGACAUUUUGUAUUUUCCAUCCUCUUUACACGUGACUAAAAAACAAACUUUCAUGUCGAACCAAGAUGACCAAAACACCCAGUCUGACGUUAUAAUGUUGAAAAAGAGGUGUGGUAGGAUGAUCAGCAAGUCAUUUGGAGUCCAAGCAGCUCAGCUCCUGCUCAGCUGAGACUCAACCCUCCUACUUGUGAAAAUAAAUUAUACUCCCUCAAUCUAUACAUCUGCCCAUCCAUUCUCUACUGCUGAAAUUAUGAUAUUUGUUUCUGUAAAUAAUGCAGCUCUGUGUUUUUUUUUUUACAAUGAUUUGUGGACAGUGAAACUCAUUAUAUGCAUCAGAUUACCUACAAUUUUACAAGUCACCGUUUAUCUUUUUUUGACUACUGCACUCAGAAUCAACCUAAAUUAAUAUAUUCAGGAAAUAUCAUCUACUGUAACCCAAUCUGGAAAGUGUAUCAGGUACGACCUCUAUAAAUUUGGCUGUCUAGGUCUUCAUUGCGUGGAGUAGCAGGGAUGGAGUGGGACUUGUUUUCAUGGCUCGGACCAACCCUCUUUCUGGACCCUUUUCAGAAAGAAUUAGUGUAGACUUUACUCUUUUCUUACGUCAACAUUGAUUUAAUUCUAUCUGCCUGCUCUGGGGUUUGGGGCUCAUGGUUGAUGCUUGGUGGUGACUCCUCCUCACUUUCUCUUAUUACUAGUCUGAGACAAAUAAUCUGGGUCUGUAACAGAUCACUAUUCCUGAUCCUCUUGGAGCCAGUUGGAGGUAUCAAUCUAUGUGGAGGAACAAAACCAAAAGUUUCUGUUCGUCGGGCACAAACCUCCCCAAACAAAUCUACUCUUUGUCUGUUGGAGAACUUAACUGUCCAUUGAAGCUCUAGUCAUAUAAUGAGAGAGCCUACACAUACCCAUUCCAGUCUGUAUGAUAUCUUCACUGUCACUGUAAACCGACUAUCUCACCCCCACAGCCAGCAAGGCCCACUGGAAAAUGUCCAGCCACUCGUGACCUGGUAGCAGGUGUUUUUACGGUAGACUCGGGUCAUCCAGAAGUACAACUCCGCUUCAUCAAAGAACAUGAUGCUCCUGGUUUUGAAGUCGUACAAAUUGGUUUUGUGACAUAAAGGAAAGUUUAAUGAAAGUACUCUUCACUGAGUGCAAUUUUCUCUUCAGACUCACUUGAACAUACCAUUCUCUCCUCCUGCCGCCCUCUCUCCGACAUCACUUCUUCCGCCAGGCGAGACAGACCUCUCCCUUAGCUCAGACUCGAUGUUCAAGUGUCUAGUUACCUCCUUUACAACAAUUCACAGAAAGCAAUCAAUUAUUCUCAGAAACAUGUCCCCCAGAGUGAGGACUCUUAAUCCUCUGCAGCCUGAGACGCAAAUUGAGCAAAUUUAGGCCUCUUGAAACUCGUGUUAAUUAGAACAUGUUAGUGUUCUUGACAUGUGGGCAGCUAGGGUGAAAAAAAAAGUCUCUGAACUCUGGAAAAAAAGCUGCUUCAACACUCAGACAGAAUGAGUGUCACAUAGCCAGCGUACAGACUCCAACUUGCAUAAAUAAGACCAUAAACAAUUGCACCUCCUUCCCACACAUACUGUACAAACACACUGUGUUCCUGGCUGUGUGGCAGCCACCUACCCUGUGAGAUUCAUGUGAGCCUGUUGGGUCUGAAAUCUAAGUUUAUUUAUAAAUCUCUCGUGUCCUUCCUGGAGCUCUGGCUCACAGAGUUUCUUCCACAUACGUCUGACUUUUGCAGCGUGUGGCUUCAGAAAAUCACAGUGAGAAUUCAGCCUUUUUUUCCCCCCAAGUGCUAUGAACAAUUUAAAGCAGUAGGAUUUGCAAAGCCUCCUCAGGUGAGCUGGGAUUUCACGUGUAAGACUUUACUAUGACGGCAUUAUGCGUAUAAACAAGCUCUCUAACCCUGACCCUAACUCUAAUGCACCUCAAAUGGAACAAUGGAACAUCACUCUUAACUUAACUAGCGAUGCGCAGAUAUAUGUAUUUUGACAGUUUUUUUUUUGUUUUUUUUUUGGUACAGGACGCAAUAUUCUUUUUUGUAGGAUGGUAGGGGAAAGUCCCGCCUCCUUCUCCUCUGAUUGGCUAGAAAAGCUGGAAUCAUCACACGCUCAAGCCAAACGCAGGCUGUUGGCUCUGUACAUCGAACAGAACAUUACAGAAAAUUAUCACACUUAUGAAUCUCCUAACCCUUACCCUAACCCAGUGGUUCUCAAGUCCAGUCCUCGAGCCCCCCCAUUGUCCUGCAUGUUUUAGAUGUUUCCCUGCUCCAACACACCUGAUUCAAAUGAUCAGCUCGUUAUCAAGCUCUGUAAUGGCUUAAUAACGAGCUGAUCAUUUGAAUCAGGUGUGUGAUGAUGACGUUUCACAGCUAUUAUGAAUAACCAAUCGGAGCCCAGCACUUCUAGCCAAUAGGAUGAAAGCAUUCAGGCGUCUCUUUGUAAACUGAAUAUUAUUGACUGAUGAUGACUAAUGAGGCUUUGGUCUCAUACAGGAAGACAAUCUGUGCUGAGAGCCUAAAAAAACAGAUUUCACACUAGCCAAAAUGCAAUCCUAAAAUCCAUCAGAUAUCAUCAAACUAUGACUCAGCUUCAAUCCCUAAACAGAUUUCCGCUCAUUAAUACUGGCCAGGACAGAGAAUAGGAAGUGUUAGCUUGGAUAGGAUGUGGGGAUGGAGAUGAAUUAUGGGAGGCAAGACACGACAAAAAAAUAAAUAAAAUAAAUAAAUAAAAUCACAGUGAGAAAUAUGCUAUCAAAAUGUUAACAAACAGAUAUGCAGAUAUCUUGGCUAAUUGUCUUGAAAAUUAUUCUGAUUUCUCAACCUCAACUGGUCACUCUUUGAGUUUGAUCUGCUCACAUCUUAUAGAAAUUCAUUAGUGCUGUUGUGAUUUACUGGUAUCAAAAUUAAAGGUCUUAUCAGAUGAAUUAGUGUUGACAAUGUGCUAAAAACCAACAAACAUGCAUACCAUGUAUCGAACUGGGCCCUAGCAGGGGUCAGUGUAUUCACUUCAUUUCAAAAUAAAAGCAUUUUACUGUACUACAAGGAAAGCCAAGACAAUGUCACAAUAAAAACAUCACUGCAGUGUGUUGUUACCAAGGACAAGUGUAGUUGUCAGUUUGGAAGGUUUUUGGAAUUAUUUGUUAUGAAUAUUGUAAAAAUAUCAGGAAAAUAUUGUUAGCAUGAUUUUUUAGCUCUGAGUAUUUCCUGCUCCUCUUGUGAUGGUCAACUCUGACCUCUUGCUGAUAUCUUGUAGUAGAGCUGCUGGGACAAACUUCAGGUUGAGUUCAGGCUGUUUGUGUUCACCAAUGCAGGUCACCCUAAAAAGUGUGUGAUGUGCGUACAGUAUGUGACUAUAGCUUGAACCAGCUGCUGCCCCCUGAAACUCAGUUUAGUACAAUAAAAAGACUAAAAACCAAAGAGAUGUGCCAGAAGCAGCAUCAGUAUUAGGCUAACAGAUUUAUUAACACGCGGUGUCAGAGUUUUGUGAAAUAUCAAAAAAUUAUCAUAAAAAGGGUUUAUAAGUGUGGCCCAUUCAUGUAAAAUCUCUGAACAUAGUCACUGUGCUGCCGAAUCAGCAGUCAGUGGUUGCAUGCAGAGUCUUGAUUUGGGACUACUGCAUGUGGAGUUCAUCACAUGCUUCUGCCUGAGAGGAAGUCAGAAUGAACACACUCAUUGAGGAAAGAACAUUGAGUGUGAGAUAGGACUUGACUUAGUGUGAUGAAUGGUUAUAAUGCUGAACAGAACAACUUGAGCCUUUUAGGAUCAGCUUUGAGGGUUUAAUUUAUGAUCGAACACGAGGGCGCUAAGGACAUUUCUGUCUGUGCCAACUGAACUGCUCGGUCUACUCUUGGUGUUUCCAGAGAGAAAAGACUCUACCCUCUGGCAUGAUCUAACUCACUGCUUUUUUAGUGUUUGUACCAGUGUUUUAUGAACAUUUUACUCUUUUGUGAAAGUUUUACUUUGCAUGUCUUCCGGGGGAUUUGUAGAAGGUCAAAUACUGGGGCAGCCCCUUCUGGCUUUGUCUGUAUGUUAAAACCGAAAUAACGACCCUAAUUUCUCUUGUCUUUGUGUUUCUGCAGCAUCUUAUUUGCGGACAUCGAGGGUUUUACCAGUCUGGCCUCCCAGUGCACAGCUCAGGAACUGGUGAUGACUCUAAAUGAACUCUUUGCCCGCUUUGACAAGCUGGCAGCGGUAAGAAUACUGUCAAACACAACUGGACUGUAAAGUGUAACUCAUUAACUUUUUCACUCUUGUAGAUGAUUUUUAACUUUUCAAUUCUAAUUAAACAUUUACUAAAGACAUUGAAAUAUAUAUAUUUUUUUGUCGUUGCAUAAGGAUGUCAGGUAUCAGUAUCAGAGUGGUUAGCUGAUAUAGGCUGGCGUUGGGGUCAGCUGAUGUGAUGUGGGCUGGGCUUGACUUUGUGGCCUGACUGAACUAGCACUAUGCUCAAUUUUGUAAUUUCAAAUGGAGUAACACCGUUUAACUAAAUGAUGACAGUAGCUUGGCAACAGUGGACGAGGCUAAUGGGAGGUGGGUCGAGGGCUCAAAGGGCCAUUAUCUAAAAUGAGGCAUUUCAGACAAAGGCAGUAAUGAGGGUUUUUGAAGACACCAGCCCGAGAUAGAUAACAAGUUUUUUAAGCUGUGAAUUAUGAAACUACUGCAGAUGAUUCAGAGGGUCAAUAUGGAGCAUGAAAAUUAGCAAAAUUUUAUGUGGUUAAAAUUGUGUGCUCUUGAGGUUAAUAAAAUUACACAUAUUCAUGAAAAAACUACACCAUCAGUGAGUCUGUGGGAGUCAGUGUAAUAAAUAUGAAUAUACAGAAUCUGAAAUAUGUUGUUGUCAGAAUAUUUGGAUAAUAACCACCGAAUUAAAAAUAUUGGGUGUAGGAAUUUUUGCAGCUUUUUUGUAGAGUCGUCUUUUAUCAGUAACUCUGCAACAUGUUUUGAGGAAAUGUAAAUAUAUAUUAGCAUUAAGUUCUAUCUAAAACUUUUGCUGAUUAUAUUUAUCCCUUUAAUGCCUGACACCACAACUUAUGGCCAGAAAAUUCAAAAUUUUUUUGGUGCUUAAAUGUUUAUUUCACUUACAACCAAAAUCAAAAUGUCAAAAUAUAUUUAUUUAUCUUGUUUGAUACAUUAGAUGUUUUUGGAAACUGAUAAACUACAAGAGGGCAUUUUUAUCAUUUAUCGGGCUGUAUUCAGGUGUUUUUAGAAGUUUGUUGAACAUACUGAUUUGAUAGAAGUAUAUAAAAGUAUGUAUCAAAUAUGAUACAAAAGGAAAUAAAGGGUUAUAUGAAUAUAAGGGCUAGGAAACGGGGCUGCAUACAGAGAACUAGAUCGAGACAGACUCUUUUUAAAUUCCUCUUGCAUGAGGAGAACUAAAAGAGUCCAAUCUGUUUUGAAUCUCUUUUUACCGGAGGAGCUGUGGCUGCAUUUCAAAUAAGACCUUGAGGCGUGAUAUUUAUACCAGCACAACUGUCUGAAUAUUUGAUGUGUUGCUGAAACACUAGUGAUUUUGUGCUAAAUCAUCUGUGACACAGCUCCGGUCUGUCUGGACUGUGAUCAGCAUCGUGUUUAGAAGCAUGUUGACAGAGGGGCUAGUGAGACGCUGAUCAGACACAUCAGAGAGAACACAAAGUUCAAUGUUCAGCCGCCACAGGAGGGAAAAGACUGUGGCAUUAAAAAUGAAUAGAGCUUUCAAAGCAAAGUAGGAGAUUUUAAAGCAGCCAGUGUGGAGUUAGUCAAAGAGUGAGGAUUCUUAAUGAAUGCCCAGACUUUGCAGCAUCUGAGGUUAGAGCUGCAGCUGCAUUAAUAACAGAUAAUCAUCUUUAAAGACAUCACUAUCAGUUCCAAUGUCUUUAAGUUUCACCAACGACUCUUUGUAAAUAAAAAUGAUGCACCUCCGUCUCUUUACAAUGUAUGAAAUUUAAGCUAAAAUGUUGCUGCAGUAGGAGUUGCUGACAUACUUAAAAGCAGCUGCAUGUGAUAUCUCGACUAAAACCCAAAUUUAAAUAAUAAAAAUAUCAAAGAUGCUUCACGUUGAUCCGUACGACAACAGAACAGAAAACUGUUUACACAUUACAAGAUAAUCUGAUGGUUCUGAAGGUUAGUUAAUAAUCUUUCGGGUGAAGUGGUCACAGCCUACAAAAAAAGGAGGUGUAAAGCAAAGAGCGAGGAGCAUAUCUAACUCAAGCACUUGACUCUGAAACCAUAGAGCUUUAUUUUAUUUUUUUUUCCUUUGGAUAUAUGUUUAUCUAAUUUUCCCAGAAACGAAAAAAGAACACAUGAUAAAAAAAACAAAAAUACAAACAUACAUUGACUCACACACACACACACACACACACACACACACACAUUAUGCUCAAUUUAUACAGGCGAGAGAUUCAGGAGUCAUCUUAUACAGAUAAAAUAUGUACGUAAAAUAAAAAUAGAGUAAAUCAAGUGCACAUGACCAUGCAUAAUAGGCUCAUAUGUUCAAAGAAAGGUACAAAGAAGCAAAAACAUUAAUUAAAUCUAAUUAAAAAUGCCAUCUUUUAAAGCUAUGAUAGCAAUCCUCUCGUGAGAAUGGUAGAGAUAUUUAAACCAACAUAUGACAGAAAGGGUUCCCAUGAAUUAAAAUGAAAACCUUUCUGCAUUUUUGAGCUUUUUGAAUCAUGCUUAACCACUGCCCUACAACGAUACGUAUUCUGUGUGAGCUAAACACAAACAUUUGCCAGUGUUUAGAGAGAGAUGCACGAGAAUAUCUCCUCCUUAUCUGCCAUUUAUAUCCUGCAGGCAGACAUGUGUAAACAACAUCUCCGAUAUCAGAGCCUCAUAAACUACACAUUCAUGAAUAUUGAUGCUUUUUUUUUCCUUGUCCAGCAGAGUUAUUGUUUGUCCAGCUAAUGCUCGAUGCAUGUCAUUUGUUUAUGAAAGGUGAACUGAUGUGCUGAUCAAUAUUUAUGAGUCAAACAGGCAUAAUGGUGUUAUAAAGGAAGGAGGAACGUUGCUUCUGACACUUUUAUGUCCGUGCCAGAUUGUAUCUAAGAACACACACACACACACAAACACACACCGGACACAGAUAUUCUCUAGCUAUGCUCUUAACACAGAGAGUCUUUUUGUGUUUUCUUCGAGCCAUGUGCUGGAGAGACACUCAGGUGGCAGUCAUAAGACACAGUGUUCUCCCAGGCUGUAGAAAUACACACACAAACUAACACACACACACAAACACAUGUCAUAUUAUGGAUGUCCUGUACCCUGCCAGGAGGUCUUUGGGUCCUAAGAAUAAUGUGCACGCUCGGUACCAAGAUGCAACCGAUUCUAUUACAAGGUUUAGUGCCUGAAGACACAAUCUUCUCCGGGAAGCAGUUUAGAGGUGCAAAAACUCUGAUCCGAGGCCGAGUCCUCCAUAAGGGGUCUGUUUACUUUACAAAUAAGAGGUAUCUUGCUAUUCCAUCAUUGCCUCACCCUUGCUCGAACCUGCAAUCAUAUUUUUUGGCAUAAAGAACCUUUAGACAUGCAGAAUGUAUAUAUCGUAUCACAUCUAAAGUUGCUAUGUCUUUUUAAAAUAAUCAGGAUAUGAUUUAUAAAUGUUAUUUACAGAUUGAAUUUCUUUGCCGUCUGCUUUUAUAAAGGAUAACUUAUAUUCAUCAGUUAGUGUUUUCUUUUGUAAUUAAAAGCCGUGAUCAAAGCAUUUCCAACACUGAAAAAAAAGGAAAAAAAAAGGGGGAUUAUACAAACAAUCAGAUUUUAGAUAAAAUGACCCCUUAAAACACAAAAAUAUCAGAGGGCUAAAGCAAUUUUCAUUUAACCCCUUCAAUAGAAACUACAGUUUAUCAAUCAGUCAAUCAAAUUUUAUUUAUGUGGCACCAAUUCACAAUAGUUGUUACUUAAGACACUUUCCAGGAAAAAGAAAAAGAGCAGGUCGAGACCACGCUCAUUGUUUGAUGAAUUAUCAAGAUUUAUCAUGAGCAGGUGAACAUUCUUACUAUGUUUUUUUCUUCUCUAACAGGAGAACCACUGUCUGCGGAUCAAGAUCCUGGGAGACUGCUACUACUGUGUGUCCGGGCUACCGGAGGCGAGGGCUGACCACGCUCACUGCUGUGUGGAAAUGGGGCUGGACAUGAUAGAGGCCAUCUCGUAAGUUGGAACCAACAUUUAAUCACUCACUUAAAAAGUCGUAGCUUAACAAGAAGUUUUAUUUUUACUUGUGAGAGGUGGUGAAUCUGGCAGCAUAUGUAGUUAAAUAAUACUAAUAUUUGAUAUUAAAUGUGGGUUUAAUGAGACCGAUUACUUCUUUGUUUGGGUCCAAAAGUCUUAUAUUUGAGUAUGAAAAGUGAGUUCGAGCCCUGAAUGCAGAUGAAUAUGUAGUUAAAUGGAGAUCUUCUUUCAAGUCCAGAAGAGCAGGACAGUCAGUGGAAAAAAAGGUUUGAUAGACGAGGUGAUUACCUCCUCAUUAAGUUGUGGCGAUAUGUGAAAGAAAGAGCCACGGGAGACUCUUAAAGUUAAUUCAGUUACUUUUUGUACACAAAAAAAGCUGCAGUUGCACCCACUCGUCUUUAUAUAUCAGUCUGCUCAGGCGUUGAGGUCACUUUGAUUAGCUCAAGGCUGACCUGUCCAUUUUGUUGGCAAUGGUGUCAUUUCUUUUUGAAUGCAUUUUACUUUCAGUAGAAAAAUUAUUCGUUUGCAUGACUUCAUUUAUUAAACUAUACCAUGCCAGUUAGGGAAAGUGAGAGUGUAAUUGGGAUCGUCUUCCAGCAGAUAAUGGCUAUCACUUAACAGAAAAAAAUGCUUAUUCCUCUUUUUUUGCUCAUACUUAAGAGCAUUGAAACCACUGCUGGCUAAAAGACUAGGCCAGGUAGGUUAUUAGAAAAUCCAAAUUGUUAAAAUUUUCUUCAGAAAUGCUGAUAAUUGAGUUCUUGCUCUUGCAGAAGCUCCACAAACCCUUCAGCCGGUGGAAACAUUUAAGUCUCACAGUUCUCACAGAAAUUGUUUUCUAAAGCAGAGAUGACCUCAGAGGUCGUCCUCAAUCAGACCUCAGGGUCACAGCUCACAGAUUAGUCCAUUUUUCUGUUAUCUCUUCAGCAGUUAGGGGUUGUGUUUUUCCCUGCUUUUGUCUGCCGAAGUCGUACAACUGCUUAUUAAAGGCUGCUGCAGCAAAGGGAAUCAGCACAGCAGCCUCUUUUUCUGUCUUUAACCUCAGUCUUCUACCUUGUCUACAAAACAAUUGAAAGGGGAACAACAUAUUCUUUUGGAUUUUGGAAUAAAUCUGUGAAACUGUUGUCAUACCUCCAUGUCUGGUCCCUUUAAAAACUUCACCCAGCUUCAAUGCGUCUGUUUUUGCAGGCUGGUACGGGAGGUGACGGGGGUGAAUGUGAACAUGAGAGUGGGCAUCCACAGCGGCAGGGUGCACUGUGGGGUGCUGGGACUCAGGAAGUGGCAGUUUGAUGUCUGGUCCAAUGACGUCACACUGGCCAAUCAGAUGGAAGCGGGGGGCCAAGCUGGGUAUGUUUUGACUAAAACACUCCAAACCAGCACAUUGGUUUGCACAAUUUUUUAAGAUGCCAUCGUGUUUUAUUCGGUUUCAGGCGUAUCCAUAUCACCAAGGCCACUCUGAAUUAUCUGAAUGGAGACUACGAUGUGGAGGCCGGAUCAGGAGGAGAAAGAAACGCCUACUUGAAGAAGAACAACAUAGAAACCUACCUCAUUGUGGGCUGCAGCCAGAAAAGGGUACAGCUUUUAUUAUUACUUUUACAUUGAAGACCAAAACGCACAAGGAAGUGUUGCACCAUAUAUAUUUGGGCUUGUUCUCUGUAAACUUUGCAUGAGAAAUUAUGGGUAUCAUACAGAUUGAUGGGAUCAUAAAUAAAACUUUUGAGUCAACGCAUCAAAAAAGCUCUGACUUUAGUCCUUUUGCAUUUUAAGUUUGUACACGAAUGCAAAAAUCCUGGAUACUCCAACAAUGUUGCAAGAAAAAACAAACAUAUUCAGUGAUAGAACUUUCCUGUUGAAGAUGUCAACGCAUUAAAGCGGAUUAUGCUCAAUUUUUGUCCAUUAGGGGGCAAUAUAAUAAACAGUUUGAUACAGCACUGACAUAUUAUUCUAUUAAAAAGUGUUUACUUUUUAUGGACUUUUUCAGUUUUCAGCGACUUGUCUACAUACGUAUUUCAUAUGUUGUUUUCCUCAACAUCUUAUAUAUUUCAAGAUCUCCAAAACCCAAAUUAAAGCACUUACUUGUUUUUUUUUUAAAUUAUUAUUAUUUUUGUUUUAGCUCCAGAAUUUGUUAUUUAAGCACAGUAAUAGAAAUAUCCAGCGGUAGAAAGGAUUUUUAGAGAAAGGGGGUGUUUGUGAUGUGUUUCCUUUGUAUAAUCUGUAUAAAAUUAAUAAAAAUAUUGUUGAGUAAAAAGCAUUUCCUAUUCACAUCUAGCUUUUAGUGGUUUGUUUGUUAGAUAUUACAAAUGAUUUAUUGUUUAACAACCUGCAGUAGUUGAGUUCAGGCCGUACAGAAUUUAAUUUAUUAACUAAAGAGGACAGAAAGUCAUCUGUAAAGUUGUUAACUGUUAAAAAUGUGUUUUUUUUUCUUGCAAUAAAGUGUAUUCAUCCAUUUCCAUUGUUGUAUUUUUACAGAAAGAGGAAAAGGCGAUGAUUGCCAAAAUGAACCGACAGAGGACCAACUCUGUCACCCACAACAGCGGCCACUGGACUGACCGUCCGUUCUACAAUCAUCUUGGUGGGAACCAGGUCUCCAAGGAGAUGAAGAGGAUGGUGAGGAAGAAUGUCGAAAUGUUCUUUUAAAAUAAAAUGUUACAGGCAUCUGCUCUUAAGAUCUGCUAUUAGCGAUGCAGCUGACUCUCCUGCUAGGAUCCCAUUUGGUGAUGAAGCUGACACAUUGUUAAUACCCAUAAUCCUUUUGAUCUGCAGUCUUGAUUGGCUGCAGUAAUGGCCCUUCAUGGUGCACUUCAUCUCUCACAGCUCACUUCUUACUCUCAGGAGCACUCAGGGAGACAACAGCAUCAUGUAGGAGGAGGGAAAUAUACCCCUUUACUCUAGACUUCAGCCUCUCCCGGGCUGAAUUCAAUUCAACUCCUAAUGUAGCAGCUGCAGCAGCAGAGUGAUGUAACAAUAUCAGAACACACACACACACACACACACACACACACACACACACACACACACACACACACACACACACACACACACUGCAGCUCUCCCUCCUGUCGGGCAGACUCUGCAAACAGUGACUCACUCAGUGGAUGGGUUCACCCACACCUGACACACACACAAACCUUACACACAUAAACACACACACAGAGAAUUGGUUUUUGUUUAUUGUCAUAUCAUCAGUCCACCCACCCCUCUCACUGAAUCUAUUAUAGGGAGGAAUGUGAGGACGCCCUGGCUACAGGCAGGAUAAGUUUAGUUUUGCUUUGCUGUUUAACUCUGGCUGAGAAAAAGCUGUUGUGUAAAAAGAUCCAGGGCAUGUGAUGGAAAAUUAAUGUUAGAAUUGGGAAAUGUGUGCAGAAUUUAUAAGGUUUGAAACUUAAAACAGACAAGCAAAAUGACAGAUAUAAAAAAAAAACAUCUCUCUUUCAAAGAAGGAUCAGUUCUUCUUCCACAGGGACUACCCAAGGUUAGAAAAAAGGUUCAUCCAAGUCUUUUCAGAUUUGGCUUGAAGAUCGAACUUAAAGGGAUAUUCCAGCGUAAAAUUAAUUUAGGGUCAAACACAUUGUAACACCGAGUUAGACACCCCCUCCGCUUGCUUCUCUAGUUAUACCAACUGUAGUAACGACCGCAGGAUAGCAAUACACAGCAGUCUUAGGAGCGAUAAACAAACCUCAACCAAAAAGCCACAAGUCUAUAGCCACAAAUAAUGCUCAGAACAGCAUUUAACUUCAUCAACAGUACAUAUAGGGUCCUAGCCACAGCCCCAUCUAUCAAACAUCUUUUUAACUUCGUCGGCAACAUUAAUCUCUCGAGGCGGUGUCUAACUCAGUGUUAAAGUGUGUUUGACCACAAAUGAAUUUUAUGCCGGAAUAUCCCUUUGGAGUCUGUCUUGAAAUUUCGAGCUUUUCUGAAGAUGUAGCUAUAUUUCCAUAUUUCUCUAUACUUUAUUCUGACCAGAGGCUGAACAUCAGGACCCCUGAUUUUGCUUGCAACUGUCCAAGUCUGAUUCAGUGAUUAGUAUUCAUACAUUCCUUUAUUUAUUUAAUUUCUUUUUAGUAGAAUUAUUCUAUUCAUUUUUAUUCCCUUUGUAGCUACAUAUGGUAGCUACAGGGCAGGACAUUUACUUUACAGGGGCGCCAGAUGGUCAAUGCUGAAUAAUAAUGAGACAGAAUACCCCAGUCCGUGCAUUGAAGUUCUCAUAUUUCUGGUGCAAAGUAUUAAUAUCUUGGCUUAUUGUGACACUGCAUAUGCCAGACUCCUUGUGAUGGCGCUAAUGACCUAUAUCUGACUUUGGAUGACCCAAAGGUGGCCCUAUAGUAGUCGCACAGGGAAAAAAAGACGCAACUAUGAGCCAAUACAACUAUCAGACACAGGAAAGAGCACUAUCUGUUGAAAAUCAAACAGUGCUAAAACAAAUUCUCGGGAAAACUGACUCCUGACUAAACUCAACCUAAAAUUUUUGACUGUAAAGUGAAAAAAAAAACAUAGCUGCACGUUCUCUGCAUUAAAAACUCACAAAUCUGUCUCACCUCCUGCCUCUCUGGAUGAGCACAUUUCAUUUCUGCUCGCCACAUCAUGCCAGAAGCUUUUGUCUAUUUUUUCUUUGUUUGCCUAAUAUGAAUUUAACAUGUCACCAAAGUGUCUGCGCUCUUAAACCCUGAGUCUCAGAGAAAUAACUUUUUCCUUUAAACGUGACAUAAAGAUGAAGACCCCUGACAUCGACUUUAUUUACGACAUUUCAGCUUUACUUCAUCCUCAGCUUUUAUCUCUUUCCUGCCCAUCACUCCUUCUGUCUUUCUCUGUCUCUGUGCUGUUCAUUAAUCACACAGAAAAGCUCUGAAGAUAAGGCAAGUUGUGGCGACAGAGGGCAAAAGAGAGACAUUAAUAAAAAUAAGGGUGAAGGGUUGGUGCUCUGGAUGGAUUUUCUUGCAUCAUUUUUUGUGAAUCCAGGCACAGACGAAGCUGAGCAGUAAAUAUUUCAAACUUCAACUUUCCUCUACUGCUCUUUGUCUAAAUGCUCUCUACUUCUCUAAAAAAAAGACAGAAAAAAGACUGAGUCAAAUACUUUUAAUUCAUUAUCAUAAAUCAGAUUUUUUUUAGCUUUUUUUAUUGAUUCUCAAUUGAAUAGAUGUACAAAUUGAUGAUAAAACAAAUAGUUUUCUCUCACUCACUUUAGCCACCUGUGCUCCUUUAUUAUUGGCAUUGAUGUGUUUGUCCAAAAGAGGGAGCUAGAGGGACAUAUUUAUCACCAUGUGUAACAGAAUAACAUUAAAGUGCUAAAAGAUGAUGAUAACUUCCACCCACUUAUGUAAGAAGCGAAGAGGAUAAUAUGCUGAAUAGGAUUUCUGGCAUUGUGCAGUUGGAGUUUGUUGUAUUUCAGACCUGAACUUCGUCACUUUUUACUCUGACUCCAGAGAAAAGAAAGUACCUCCGAGCUGACAGGUGAAACUCAUCCUCACUCCGGAGCCCCUGGCUGUGCUGAAGACAUUUACUUUCUAUUAUAAUUACUGGUUGCCUGCAGCCUUUGUGUCUCUCUGUGCAGAACAGAGAUUGUGUGGGGGAAGAAAUGAGAGAUGACAAUCUUCAGCACAGCGUGGCGCAAAUACCUUUUAUUUCUCAGAGAUGUCUGCGGCCAAAGAAAACCUUGACUUCAUAUUAAACUGUUUUUCUUUUUUUUCUGUUGGCUCAGACUUGUUAUUGUUGCAGGUUUUUAUUCGCAAUCAACUUCAUAUUUUCCAUCCACUCAGUUUGAUGAAUACUCUUCACCUGAGAUGGUGUGUGAAGACAGAGAGAGGUUCAUUAGACUGCAUUUAAUUUAAAAGUAAUUACAUAUACAGGUAAAUUUAAUGAUUGACUUUAAGCUUCAGUGCUAUCCAAACUCAUUUAAAUAUCCAAUAUUGAUUAACCUUCAGACUUUAAACUAAUGAUUGAACUCCCUUAUUGUCUAUUAUGAGCCAAACUCAUAUAAUUUCUUCUCUCCUAACAGAUCUGUUCGCUUUUUUCUCUUUUUUAUGAUAUUAAAACACUUAGAUUUAUUCAAAUACAGAAAAAAAUAUACAUAUGUACCAAAAUAGAAAAGCAAGAAUAUCAGCAGUUAUCAGUAAUCAAGAAAAAAUAAACAAGUAAAGGAUGAGAAUCGAUAAGGUUUGCCAACACAUCCAUUUCUUCCAAUCCUUCAUUAAUUCUCUUGUCAAUUUCUGUAAAUUUCCUGUAUGGAAAAAAGUCCGCCUUUGUGAACGCCAUUUUAUUCUGAGUUACCUUCACUAUUCUGAGACAGGCCAGUCAAGCAUCUUAUUAGGUCUUCACAGGUGGCCUGGUGGCAGAUAAAGCAUCUGAUUGGUCACCAGACAACGAUAAACAUGGCAGCCUUUCAUUAGCAUUGUUAGCUAACAAUAAAAGGAAAAUAAAUAUCUAACAUUUUAAUUUUUACUCUCACUGCACAUUUUUAAACCUUUGUCAGUCUAUCACGGGAAGACGUGUGGUAAAGUUAAAAUGUUUAGUCUGUUUAAAGGUAUUCAGAUUGAGUUUAAAUCCAAUUUCCACCAGACUGUUUGAAUAUUUAAAGUGUUUCUCCUACUGAUUGUCCCUGUCUUUCUUUCCUCUGUCCUGCAGGGCUUUGAAGACCCCAAAGACAAGUGAGUACUGACUUUACCUCAACAUCCUUUCUUCUUUGUUUGCUUUAAUUCUUGUUCUUACUUUUUCCUCUGCUUUUAAAAGAACAAAAAGAAACAAAAGACCAUUGAAAUCAUCACGAACAGACUUGAGCGCUGAAGGGAAAUGUAGCUGACACUGUUAAUGAGAGGUGGGAAGUUUAAAUUAAGCACUUUUGAGUGCCUGUAUGAGUCACUAAGGGGGGUUAUAAAAGGAUGGCUGUGACAGAGGUAAGUUUAAUACCAGAGAAAUCUCUAAUCAGAUCACACUGCUGGAGCAUUUUAACUUUUGUCCACAUGUCUGUUCACGUCUGUUCUCCUGUAACCCAAAGAUUUUGUUUUGUGUUUUUAUAAAUACAUUUUUUUUAAUUAAGAAAAAUGAGUGCGCCUGAAAGACACAAGCUUGAGAGGCUUAAAAAUCAAAUUCAGUUCAUGUUUUACACAAUAACCAAAACAAUAAGAAACAAUAAGAGAUAUAUUACUUACUUAAAUCUUGACAUACUGUAUGUAUCAGUUUGUUAAAGUAUACUUUAAAGGAAUCCAGUAAGACAGUUUGUAAAGCGUUGAUGCUGUGUAGUUGACAAAGGGGUAGGAUCUCAUAAGUCUUGACUUCACCCUACUCCUUUUUGAACAUGAUCAUGAUAUUGGCCGAUUAUUGCCUGUUAGGCUUGUCUUUGAUUUGAUUGGAUUUUUUAAUUUUUAUUUAUUAUUAUUACUAAUAUUAUUUUCUUUUCAUAAAGCCUUGUUUUUUUGUUUUUUUUAUUACUUCAUCAUUAUUUUUAUCAUGUCCAAAUAAAAAUAAAGAUUUAAGCCCAUCAAAAUUGGCAGGUGAGGUUUAAGGUUAUUUGUGUGAAUUCAUGGCACAACAGCGAGACAAAUAAAUAAAGUUAAGAUUUAAAAACAUUGAAAGGAUCAAAAUUAUGACUGUACGUCUACAUAUACAGUCUUGAACAACAAUUAUAACCAUAAAUGGUUAGAGUUAAAUUUCAACAACAGCUCUUACAGCAUGAAUCACAUUUGCUUUGAAGUCAUUUUUUUUUUUAACUCACAUGAAAUUAUAGCACUGAAAACAUUUCAGAUAAAGUCAUAAAUAACAUUUAUGGUCAUCAGGUUUUUGCAUGAGAUGUAUUGUACUGCGUGCAGCUGGUGUAAAAACCCAAACAGAGCACAGAUGGUAACAGUGAUUCAUUGUGCACCUGGUUGUUACUGAAGCUCUGAAAGGAUGCUGUAAGGACUGUGCUGUACAAACAGUUCCUGCUGUCUGUUCUCCACCAUGGACUAAAAAAAAACAUCUUAUCUUGAUAAAUGAAGCACAGUUGGUGAAGAAGCCCUUGAACACACUUGAUCUGUAUGUAUGCAUCAGAUAAAAAAUGUCCUCUACCUUAUCAAGAAGAGUGAAGGAUAGCUGACAUUAUUAUUUCAGCUCUGUUAUUAGAAGUAGGAGGAAAUUCUGAUCCAAUAUUUCCAAAACACUGUACUGUUCCAAAUAGAUAAGCUACAUGAGUAAAUGAGAUAUACAAACUGGAAUUAAGGAUACCUUUUAAGGAUUUAACUCCAACUGUUUCAAAGAAAUUCUUCUCACAGAAAAGCUUUUAGCUUUGCAGACACGACUUGUAACUGGGUCAUUUAGUGGGUUAGCAGGGUCUGAUCUUGCACAUUUGGAGCCUGAGGCGAGCUUUUUCUGCAGUUGAAGUACAGCAAGUUAAUUCAUGAACGAAUAACAAGCUCUGAUAUAAGAGAGAGCAUCAUAAAUAAACAACCUCUCUGACGAAAAUUGCAAGUAACAUGCAAAAUUAAGUGCAAGAGUGAAUUAGACAGCAAAUGUACUAAGCGUGUCUCAGUAUACUGUUAUUGAGAAUAGCUGUCUUUUGUUAGAUUUAUUAUUGAUAUAGUGCUAAAUUUGAGCGUACAGUAAAACCGUGAGUUCAUGGUGGUGGUUCUUUAAAGGUAGGGACCCACUGCGCAAUGCAACGUCGAAAUGACGUUUAUAUAACGUCUAUAUAUUGUAAUUUUUUGACGUCUAAAUCACGUCUCCUGAAGGUGCAGAAUUAAAGUUUUUUUGACAUCAUUUCGACGUCCAAUUCUGACGUCUUGUGGACGUCCAAAUCGGACGUUGACAUGACGUGCAAUUCUGGUUGAAAUUGGCCAUCAAAAUCAGGUCCUCUGGAGGUGCAGAAUGAGUUUUUUUUUGAUCUGGUCUGGUCUAGACGUCUGAGUGACGUCUUGAUGCUGUUGAAAUUAGGUGCAGAAUGAAAGAUUUUUUUUACGUCCAUUUAUGACGUGGUCGAGACGUCUGAGAGACUUCUUGAGACUUGGUCAAAAUGAGGUGCAGAAUGAAAAAAAACUUUCAUUCUGCACCUCAUACUGACGGCGUCAAGACGUCUUUUCGAUGUCCGUUGUUUGGUGUGGAGGAAGUUAUUGUAGCACGCUAAUUUUGUUUGGGCUUGUGAAUGUUAUUCGAGGAAUUGGAGCGUGCCUCACAACGUGAUGGAGCGGCAUCUGCCUCACAACCAAUCAGAAUGGGGGAGGCAGAGAACGGCUUUGUUUACAGUCAGAAAGAGCGGGCAGCUCAGAAAUGUGAAAAUAUUGACGACACAGACAUAAGAGAACACAGUGAUAUCGUUAUAUUCCUAAAUGUCAUCAAUAACUAAUAGCUAUUGAUUGAUAUUAAAAGCUUUUUUGUAUAUACACCACAAAAAAAGGUGCGUCUUAAACGAAAUCCUUCCUACCCCACCUUUAAGUGAAAUUUCCUGCAGGAUCAAUAAAGUAUCUAUCAACCAGGUCAACCCGAUCAAAUCCUUGUGGUCUUUUUGUCACAUUUCUUUUCGGCUUGAAUCUCAACAUGAAAAAUCCACAAAGGAGAGCAGUGACACUUUAAAACACUGGAGGAGAGUUUAAAACAGAAGUCUGUCACUGCUCUAAGACCUGCAGUCAUUCAUAAAGAAGCCGUCCGCUCUUCCUCUUUAACCGCCCUUGACUGUUUGCUCUGACAUCACACAGAGCCGGAGCGUCCCAGCUGACAGGCUCCGCUCUGGACUGCAGCACACAUCCUGCUCCAGUGUGCAGACAGACAGCUUCUGGAGUUUAGAGCAUGAACACGCUGCGUUUUUAUCACGCUCCGCUAGAACCCAUCACUGCUGCAAAAUCACCGCUGAAUUUGCAGCUGAGUGUUGUGGUGCAGUCAGACUCUCAGUCGUCACACAUUUUACCUCCUUUUUUUAUGAACUGGUGAGUCAGAGCCUCUGACCAACAUCAGACCUCGAAUGUUAACUAAGUUCUCAUGGGAGGGAAACACAGAGAGGAAUGAUUUAUUUACUAGUUUGAAAACUUCAUGUCUGAGCCCCUUUUUAUCUUUCCUUUAUCUGCACUCUCCAUCAUUGCAGCUUUAACCACACAGAUACAACUAAUACAAAUGUCCAUAUUAUUGUCCAUAUUAUCCACAAUAUUGGAAAUGAGUCUCUAAGAAAGUCAAGUUAAGUGUAUCUAUCUAUCUAUCGAUCUAUCGAUCUAUCUAUCUAUCUAUCUAUCUAUCUAUCUAUCUUAUUUAGGUUUAGAGUUAAAAAUAUGCAAAAAGGAAAAAAAAAAAGACAAAAAAACAAACAAUUUUUUCCUCCAAAAAAAAAGAGAAUCCCUCAACUUUCAUCUCAAUCACUGCAUCAUUUUCACAGGCAGAUAACACUUCAAUCAUUGUACACAGAAUGGCUACUGCUGCUGCCCUCUGGUGGCGUAAAGGAUCAGCAUCUGCAUUUCUUUGCACAAUAUUUCUUUUUCAUUCUCCUGUUAGUUUUAGCUGCUUAUAAAUCGACUGAAACUAAUAAUAUGCUUUGCACUGAUGCCAUCAGCAGAUAGUCAUCUUCUGUGUCACAUCCAGGCUUGUAUAUCUAACAGCUAAUUUCACAAAGGAGGUAUUGGUUGGAAUAAUAGUCACCUGUCUGACAACCUCUGAUUUUCUACUCAUGGUAAGACAUGAAAUAUAUGCAGCAUGGAAGUGUGCAUCUCUGGGAGACAACAGCAACAUGCAGUUUGUAAAACAAGAUCUAAAAACUCUUCAAACAUCUGAAUAAUAGACUCUGCAGCAGCUCUGACUUAACUUUCAACAUGAAGUUCUUAUUUUAUUUCAUGCAUUUCUGUUUUUGCUUCUGCAUUCAUUCCCAUAAGAUCAGAACUCACACUCUUAACACAGUAAUCACUGCGAUCACAGCGGCAUGACCGUCUCCAUCAGCUGAUUAGCACUUUCCAACAAGGCCGCAGAAUCUCAAUCAGCGAAAGUGACACUUUGCAGAUUCUGUGAUUAGUCCAAGAUGAACCGCCCUAUCAGGAGCUUUUAGGAUUUAGUUGAGUGACGUUUUUUUAGGUCAAUUGGUCCUUUUUUUUUCCCCGUGAGAAAUAUGACUGCACCUCAGAGCAGUUUGUUCAUGUGACUGUGCUGUGACUUCAGCACAUCUAAAAAAGGGAAUUAGCCGCUGAGUGCAGAUUUUUCUUGUAGUCUGAAGAGUCUUUUCUGUCAUCUGGAGAUACGAUUGUGACCUGCUCUCAUCUUGUGUUCUUCAGACAUUUUAUUUUCAGAAACACGCAGGAAAACCUGAACCCAGAGGACGAGGUGGACGAGUUCCUGGGCCGGGCCAUCGACGCACGCAGCAUCGACCGUCUGCGCUCUGAGCACGUCAAGAAGUUCCUGCUCACCUUCAGAGAGCCUGACCUGGAGAAAAAGGUCUGAACACAAUCACACAAACACACACACAGUGACACACACUGCCAAUUUAGCAGCAAAUAAUUGGCCGUGACAAGCAAUCUUCCCUUUGCAGAAAGCUCCUCUGCUGCUCGCUCUUUUUGUGUCCCUGGAGGAAGUCAGUCAAAGCAGAGUAAAAGAGAGAAAGAGAGAGACUCGGGCUUUAAAGAGAGGGGAGACGGCUGCUAAAGGGAAGAGGAAGUAAAGUGUUUCAGACAGUGAAGGACAGGCUCAGAGGAGAGGUGAAGGCUCGGGUCGCUGCAGCAGAGUUUUGGGAAAACAGGAAAAGUUUCAACUUUGAAUUGCUUUCUUCCUGUCGUGGGGAAAGAGUCAGAAAGUAAAGAGCAGAUCAGAGGGACAAUUUGUGAGCCUUCAGUUUGCUGUGGAGGAGAAAGUUUAUUUUUCUGUAUUUCAGGGGAUCUUUAAGAGGAAGAUGUAUCAGGUCUCUGUAAAGUUGAUGUUUUAGCUGUCUCUGAAUCUCUGGAGUUUUUCUGAUGAUUCAAAACUUCCACUUAUAACUGUACUUGUUUUCAAAAUAAGAAGAAUGAAGUCCGUAAGUCUGUUUGUUGUGGCUUUUGUCAAUUAGCGAUAAUGAAAAACAAAUCUGUGCUGACAAUCAAAGGAACAGUCCCAACAGAUUUAGGAUGAGAUGAGUUUAUAUACAAAGUUAGAUAAAAGAUUAGAAUUAUAAAAGCUUCCAGAGUGUUUUUUUAUGUUUUAUAUUCUGUAAGGGUAAUGAAGAAGGCACUUUUUUCACAUUUAAGCAACUUUAAGUGCAUCCAGUGGGCUACAUUUUUACCUUUUUCCACUGGAGGGAAUCCAGGGGGCAUAUUUUUAUUCCUGUCCUCCAGCAGGUCAUUCAGACGGCACUAUUUUUUGAUUUAUUGUUUUGGAAAGCAGUUACUCAAGACAUUUUCAUGCUUUUUCCAUGGAAAGAGUUCCAGAUAAGACAUUUCAAAGUGCAUUGUUUACUACAGGAGCCUCAAAGAGGGCAUGUUGGUUGUGUUUAAUCAGACAUGAAGGCACCAGGUGGGGCGAUCUGUCCCCUUGUCACCUCACAGCACAGGUCCUGGGUUUGAAUCCGGGUCAGGGCGUUUCUGUUUGGGGUUUGCAUGUUCUCCCUGUGUCUGCAUGGGUUUACUCCAGGUACUCCGGUUUCCUCCCACAUCCCAAAAACAUGCCUAAGUGGGGUUAGGUUAAUUAGCCACUCUCAAAUUUCCCCUAGGUGUGAAUGUGAGCGUGGACGGUUGUUCGUCUCUAUAUGUCAGCGCUGUGAUGAACUGGCGACUUGUCCAGGGUGUUCCCUGCCUUCGCCCGAAGAUGCUGGGAUAAGCCCUGUGACCCUGGGAACGGGAAUAAGCGGUAGAAAAUGGAUGGAUUUUUUGGGGGUAAUUUUUGCCUUUUAUUGAUAGGACAGGGUGAAAUGUGGAGAGAUAGAGAGAGAAUGGGGAGGACAUGCAGCACACGAUCGGGGCCAGACUUGAACCCAGCGACUGCUGCGGGGACUGUGAUCCCCACACAGGGGGCGUACUAACCCGCUCUGCCAUCUGUGUGCCCUGACUGUUGACUUUUGGUGAAAGUCUUAAGCAUAAACAUUUGUUACUACAUGAUGCAGAAACUAAAAUAAAUAUAAUCAUCACUAAUGCUUCAUUCUCCUGGUCUUGUUUUGUCUUGCAGUACUCCAAACAGGUGGACUCCAGGUUUGGGGCGUAUGUGGCCUGUGCCUCCCUGGUUUUUCUCUUCAUCUGCUUCAUCCAGAUUGUCAUCGUGCCUCCGUGAGUUCACUCACUAAUUCAUACCUCGCCGUUAAAAUCUCCCUUUUUGAUAAUUAAAAAAUGAGACGACAGUGAUUUGGCUCCACAGAGCCGAUUCUGUCAUUAGUGUCAUUUAAGCAGCAGCAGGCUGACAGGUGCUGAAAUCAUCCACGCGUCGCCUUUAUGCUAACAUUACCAUCCACUGUCCAAAAUGAUGCGGAGAGUCUGAAGAGUUGGAAAACAAGAACUUUUGAUGCGAGUUAAAACGGAUGAAUCAGUGACAGAGCCUUGGUGUUUGUCUCAAACUUACAUAAGAAAUGAUACAGGAGAGAUCUCACAUCUCAAGGACGGUUUUCACACAAACAUAAGGGGGAUUAUAAAUCUCUCCAGUGAGUCAGAUGUUCAGACAGGCUGUACAUGCAUUGACAGUGUCAGCAAAAAUAUACACACCAAAACAUCUCAUCUGUGAGCUGGAUAGAUUUUACCUUGGACCAUUUCAUUAAAGGUAUUAGUUUGCUGUCUGUCUGUCUGUCUGUCUGUCUGUCUGUCGGAUGAAUCCAUCUUUUGAAUUUUGGAUGCAAUAACGCUGUAACAAUGAUAAACUUGUCAUACUUUGGGAAACUAUUUCACCACCAGACCAAGAAGACUCAUACAGACAACAAAGAGCAUGGAGACAUCAGAAAAACAGAGACUGGCAGCAGAUACACAAUAAACACAGUAAAGGCAAAUGAAACAUGAUUUAAAAGUGGUACAAUAAAAGAUAAGGACAGGAUUAAAUACAACAAAAGCCUGAUAAAAAUGAAUAAAUACUAAAAUAAAUACCUAUACAAACUAAGCAGCAGCGCCAAGUAAGACCCUAACAAUAGACAGAAGUUGUCUAUGCUGAAAAUCCACUUAUCCGAUUCUACAUCAUCAUAAGUCUACGUCCAAAACAAGCAAAAUACAAUAACUACACAGUUAAACCGUCUUUAUCUAUAAUUUCUUAGAUUCAGAUGAGACCCCUUUUUUCAGUGUUGCUUUAGCCCUCACAGUAUCCAUACUAAGUCUUCAAUCUUUUGCCUCGCUCCAGAACGAAUCGAAGUGAAGAAAGUGGACUUUCAUACCACUCUAUGCAGAAUAGAGCAGUAAUAAAAGAAAAUAUCAAAUCAAAAUCCAUGCAGUUUACAGACAGACUCAAGACGCUGCAGGCAAACCCUCUAUCUCUUUAUUUUAUCCCUCCCGCUCUCUCAGACUUUUCUCUCUCCGUCUGUCUCAGUAUUGAUCUUCUUUAGUCGUCUCUUUAUUAACCUUUCUCCACGCUCCUUUCAUCACAACACUCUCCCCUCGUCUUCCUCAGAGCAGCUCCUGUCUUCUUCCUCAACGUCUCCUCUUUCUCUCUUUCUUUCUGUCUGUCUCUCGCUCUCAUUCUCUCUUCGAUAAUUUAAUCAUUUCCCCUGUUACUGAAAUUAAAUAGGCUGAUGCUGCCACUUCAAUAACAGAUGUAUUUACAGAAGUUCACAUAGCGCUUCGACAAACAAGUCGAUCACAAAAUUUAGAAAGGAAAAUAUUAAAGACAUUGAGAGAGGCUGGGAGAUAAUGUGCCGUCGAUAGGAAGUUACGCUUAGAAGACAAAAGAUGUAAGAACGCAAAGUGGAAAAAAGGGUUUGCAUUUAAAGGCAUGAAAUCAAAAGGAAAUGGAUCAGGGAAAAUACAAGUAAUUUAAAGAAACAAAAAAAAAUGUUUGGAAUAGAAAAAUUAAAUAUAGAAAUAUUCAUUAAUAGUCAAAGGAAUCAAAAAAUUCAAAUAAAUCAAAUUGAUGUAAGUAAUAGAAAUAAAAGCAAGAUAAUUUUAUUUGUCGUUACCUCCGCCAAGGAGGUUAUGUUUUCAGUAGCUUUGGUUUGUUUGAUUGUCUAUUAGCAACUUUACGGAGAAAGUUACAGACGAGUUGACCUGAAAUUUUCACCAGAGGUGCGUUUCAGCCCCAGGAGGAUCCCAUUAAAUUUCUGCUGAAAGAUAACCAAUGGGCAGCACAGUGGUGUAGAUAGGUGGCACAGUGGUAUAGUGGUUAGCACUGUCGCCUUACAACCAGAAGGUCCUGGGUUUGAAUCCAGGUCAGGGCAUCUCUUGUUUAAGGGGGGACAUGAGCUGCUUGGCGGAGGUCUGCGCUCUCCGAGUGCUUUUCUAGUUUGUUUUGGGAUGGUGGCGUUUGUUUGUUUCAAUGUUUGUUGGUUUAACAUAUGUAUUCAUUUAGUUUUGAUGUAGGUUUGUUGUGUGUAUUCCUGUACUGUUUGUUUUGUUUUUGUUCUGUUUUUGCGACAUUUGUGUUGGUGUGUAAAUGUUAGUUGUGGUGCAAAAUUAAUAAAAUGCUUAAAUGGAAAGUAAAAAAAAAAAGACAAAUUUAGCAGACUAACAAGCUGCACAAAUUUGAGAAAAAUAUAUAAGUUGCACAUUUGUAAUGGUGAAGUGUGAAACAGAAAUAAACCCUGCCUGUUUCUGUUUGGUCCGCAGCUCCAGUCUGAAGAUCGGCUUCUUCAUCACCUGUUUCAUCAUCCUCACAGCCGUCAUGUUUGUCUCAACCGUGUACUGCUGUUUCGGGGUGAGUUCACUCUACCUCUGAUGAUUCAAAUCACAGAAUAAACCUGUAAUUUUGGUCAGAUCAAACAGGUUUGGUGUUAGAAGAAGACAGAGAGGUUUUUACAGAGAUUUUCCUACACGGACUCAGAUUUGUUAAAUGAUUCUCAGAGAUGUCGUGGUGAACAGAGACGGACUAGUUGGUAUUUCUUCACUCAGAUCUUGGGUUUCAGACAUCACAGAGACAGAUCUGUUGAAUCUUUCAUCAGUCUGGGGUUUUGAUGUUUUCCAGAUGGUGUCAGGAGUUUGAACAUAAUCUGCUCUUGACCUUGCAGCAUGUUUUUUUCUCAGAUGAGUGCUGAUGCAGAGUGCAGGUGGCCCCUUCAGACUCCACUUUAACAGACCACAAUUUUAAAAUCACCAGAGACACACUUGAAAAAUCUCAUCCUUACAGACUGUCAGAUGCUUGUCAGUGCUCUACUACAAAUCUAUCUGUAAAUAACAAAAGAAAGUCCGAAUUGGUUUGAUUUUUAAGGAGGAGAAGGACAGUUCUGGAUAAUCCAUCUCUCCUUUUUUCUUAUAAUUAAUAAAAAUACCCUUAAUAGAUAAAUAAACAUAUCAAUAAGCAGGAUAGUUGAGAUCAUAAACGACUGAGCUUACCUCAAUUCAAUAACUACCCAUUUAAGAAGUGAUUGUUUUUCCUUUUAAGGACAGAUCUGACAAAGUUUGCACUUUUACUUUUUAUACAUCUAUAUGAAGGUGUAAUGUACUGAUUUUCAUCUCCCCCAUCAGUCAAGAGCUCAACCAUUUUUCUCCUGUUUUUGUUGAUAGUAUAAGCCUGAUCUGUAUCUUUGAUGGACUCUAAGAAAAUCAAAGAAAAACAGCAAAUAUGAGUAAAAGUCAGAGCUAACAAGACAAACUCUGGAGUUGUUUGAACUACAUCUGUCUCCCACAAUAUCUGACAUACUUUAAGAGAAAAGUGGAGCUUAUUCUACUGAUGUGACAAAUGUUUUAAGGAAAUGUUUCUUUGUGCACAUCUACUGAACAUAAACACUGAAAACUGAGCUUUGCCUGUCAGUCUAAUAAUUAACAAUACUUAACAAAUGUUACUCAGACUCUGAUCAACAUGAAUUAUUGAAGGAAUAAAGGGGGAAAAAUGCUAAAUCAGGGCGGAUACAUAAAAUAACAUCCCUAACAUUAACAUCCAUCAUGUUCUUCUUCUCCAGCUCUUCCCAGCACCCCUACAGACCCUUUCUAAGAGGAUUGUCCAGUCCAGACUUCACAGCACACUGGUGGGCGUCUUCACCAUCAUCCUCGUCUUUCUUUCUGCCUUCGUCAACAUCGUAAGCUCUCCUUAUACUUCACAUCCCUCAGGGUUUUGUCAAAUUCUAAUUAAAAAAAGACAUACUCUGAUGGGUUGAUUUUUGAAUCACUGAUUCUUACCUUUGACGUGGUUCAGUUCACCUGCAGCAGCCACGAUCUGCGCAGCUGCAUCAGGGAGGAGCUUAACAUCAGUCUGAGCAGUGUGAACGCCUGUCACGCUCACCAUCUCAACUUCAGCCUGGACGCACAAAACUCCACCUGCGGAGGCGCCGCCCUCAUCUGCAGCUUUCCUGAGGUACAGACAUGCUUUUUUUCUGUAUGUGUGUGUUUGUGUGUGUGUGUAUUCACUGUGUAUGCACUUUAGGGUCUCUGAGUCCUGAGCUGUUAGUUGACAGUGAGGUUAUUACAAAUUAGACUUGGACAAAGUACAAAUUCAUUGAUUUAGGUUAUUUCUAAAGCAAUAAUCACCAUGUCUAUUUUUUGACAAGUGUGUUGAUCAGAUAUGUUCUAGAUAUUCAUGCAAUAGCUGAAGACUUAAGGGUCCCUUCAGCUCUGCCACAGAAUGAAUAAAAACCAGCAGCUAAGAAUCAAAUUGAAACACACCAUGUCUUAUCUGAGUUUGGAUGAAGCUUUUGGCUUUGCUUAGUGUUGAAAUAAAACCAGCCAUGUCAUGACAAAACUUGGUACAUAGUCUUCUAAUCAGUCGUCUACUUCAUGGAUGAGAUGAGACUGAUAUAAAUAUAUGUAUACAUAUAUGUAUGUGCGUGUUCAUGCUUGAAUUUGAGCUGAUUCCAACCGGAAGACUGACGUCAGGGGAAAAUUAGUUUAGACAGUUUAGUUUAUUAAUUUAGUUUAUUAGUUUAUUCGGACAGGUUAAAAGAAAAACAAAAUAAAUACAAUAUACAAUGUGCUUUGGCAGAAAAACAAUUAAAGAGACAGCUCUGUAGCAACAUAGACAAUCAUAUUUUGUUCGAAAGGGUUUAGGAUGACGUUGAUAAAACAAAUCUAGUUCUACCCCUUUAUUGUUGUGUUAUUGUAAUUUAAUCGGUCAGAGCAUGUGUAGAAAUAUCAGUUAUAAAUUCAUGUUUCUGUUACAUGAAUUUAUAACACUACAUAAAGAUAAGUUUGAACCUGCCUAGCGAUCUGCAGGUUUUCAUUUCUUUGCUGCAACUGUUCCACAGAUUAACUCCUUUGAUUGAUAUACGGUGCAUUUUUUGUGUUUGUACGUACAGGUUGUUUUUUGAAAAUGCAUACUCCCCUGAGAAAAUAGCCACUUUAGGAUCAUUCUUCCUUGAAUUAAAGCAAACAGAAAUAUUCAGGGUGACAUAACAAUGCCCCUGUAAUUGAUCGUUUGCUUCCUAAUUCCUGUGCUUUAAUUCUAGCAGUAGCAGAGCAAAUGGAUACUAAGUGAGGCUAAUUGUUGGUUUAUAUGUCAACAUUUGGCUUGCACAGUUACCUUUAAGUGGUCAAAUUGUAGUUUUAUUGCACUUUAUUAUACUUCUAGAUGUGACUCAUUUACUCAGAGCCAUUUGAAACAGGAAAUAAAGCCUCGAUACCAAACAUAAAAGCAAAUGUACCUUUUCUAACAACCCCUCUUUCUGUCCCUCUUCCUCAGUACUUCUCAUCCUGCGUUCUGCUCAGCCUCCUGGCCUGCUCCGUCUUCCUGCAGGUCAGCAGCAUCGGUAAACUCUUCCUCAUGCUCUUCAUCGAGCUGCUCUACCUCCUCGUCAUGGAGGUGCCCGAAGUGAGCCUCUUUGACAACCAGGACCUUCUGGUGAUGGCUAACGCUGUCAAUAUAGUGUAAGUCCAGUCAUUACAGGUCUACGCCAGUUAUGUCCAAAUGCAUGCUUUCAUUCUUUCCACUGAUUGGCUCUCCUCUGUUCUUCCCCACAGUGAGCGAAUCAACGGAACAAGGUGAGCGUGAUGUCUGUGAUCUAAUUUAGCUAACAGGGUCAUUAUCACUCUACUAGCGCAAAUGUAAAUAUAAUGGCCCGCCGGCAACAGAUGCUAACACUAAUGAGCUGAGAUUUGGAGCUAGCUUGAUUUGUGCCCCUGCAAAGUGCAUCUUAAAACCCAUCCAGUAGAUCUUUAUGUAACACCUGUAUGUUUAAAAGCCUCAGCACUCAGCAUUGAAAAAAACCUCAUGUGUGUUUUGACCUCCAGCUGUGUGAUAGACAACAAGGUUCCUCUGAAGAUAAUGACCCCGGUCGUCAUCACUGUCUUCGUCCUCGCCCUCUACCUCCAUGCACAGCAGGUGGAGUCUACAGCCAGACUAGACUUCCUAUGGAAGCUACAGGUCAGUGCGUGUUUAAGUGUGUGUGAAGACGCGUUACAAGACAAAAAGCUGGUCCCUGCAAUAUCAAUAAUCAACCGCUAUCUGCAAUAAACUAAUAAUCGCCACUUACUUGUUGAAGAAGAUGUGGGUGCCAGGGGUGGAUUCAGAUAAUAGCCUAGGGGUGCCCAAACCCUGGCCCCCCUUCCUGAAAUUUGAUGAUAUAUAUAUGUAUUUUUUCUUUCUUUAUUUAGAAGGGACAGCGCAUAUUAAUGAACAUAUAAAUGUAAAUAUGCCGUAAACUGACACACAUCAAUGCACCAAUGACAAAAAAUAAAAUUAAAUUAAAUAAAUAAAUAAAAAAUGGACACUGAUUUUCUAAAAUAUUAUGUUUGCUUUAGCAUAGAUCAGACUUCUGUUACAAAUAGCUAGUUUGGCCACUAGCUGUUAUAAAUGUGAUGUAAGAUAAGAUAAGAUAUUCCUUUAUUAGUCCCACAGGACUGAUAAAGGGACAGGAAAGUUCCAAGUUUACAGCAACAUAAAAACAAAAAGAGAAAUUAAAGGUUGAAGAAACUUAGAAGAGUUAAAAAAGAUAUAUUCAUGAAUGUUAUUUACAGCUGUUACGUACAGUUUUGGAAAAAAAGUUGGAAAAUUUGAGAUACUUAUAUGUUUGACUAAACACACAAAAUAUGCACGUCUGUACAGAACAUAUAUAUAUAUAUAUAUAUAUUAUACAUACAAUAAUAAGAAUAUAAACUGUAUAUAUGUGCUGCUUCCUUUGCAAUUCAGUGCAGUGCUUUCACUGUUGGUAUUUCAAACUGUAUCUUUAAACAAAUAUCUUCAUUUUUUAUUAAGAUAAUGCUCUUAUUAGUUGCUGCUUUGUUACUUUUUAACUUAUAUUCCUAUUUUAUGGUAUUUUUGCAAUUAAUCUCAUACUAAUUUAAGAAAUAAUGUGAAAUAAAUGAGGCAGUGAUUUUUUAACCAACAGAGCCCUCCAUUUUAUGAUGACACGAUUUUUAUUUUGUUGUCACUAAUUGAUGCUAUGAGAGAGCAGGCUUCGACUUGCAAGAAAUGACUAGAACCCAUCUCCGUUGUAAACAGGCCACAGAGGAGAAGGAGGAAAUGGAGGAGCUUCAGGCCUACAACCGUCGCCUCCUCCACAACAUCCUCCCCAAAGACGUGGCCGCUCACUUCCUACAACGAGAGCGGCGUAACGACGAGCUCUACUACCAAUCCUGUGAGUGUGUGGCGGUCAUGUUCGCCUCCAUCAGUAACUUCUCGGAGUUCUACGUGGAGCUGGAGGGAAACAACGAGGGAGUGGAGUGUCUGAGGCUGCUGAACGAGAUCAUCGCUGAUUUUGACGAGGUAAGAUGUGACAAACGCAGGAAAAAGUGAAGUUUGUGUGAGAGAAUCAGGGGCUUUUUGUUUGUCUAAUCAAGCCGAGGGACCCUUUUUCAAAAAGUUCAGGGGAAUACUAUGAAACCGUUUUUCUAGUGAAGCUAACAAAGUAAUAGAAUUCUCCCUAGUCUUGAUUUGAGAGCAAAUUACGAGUUAUUUGACUUAUUUAAAGAAAGACCAUUCAUCAACAGACCAAUUCAGCAGUCUUAUAAAGAAUCAGGAGUCAUUUUCAAGAAAAGGACGUCAAAUAGCUUUUAAAAUCUCUACCUUACGGGUUAGAAAUUGUUCUCCUUCCACUCUCAGAUCAUCAGUGAGGACCAGUUCCGUCAGCUGGAGAAGAUUAAGACCAUCGGCUCCACCUACAUGGCGGCCUCAGGGCUCAACGACUCCACGUAUGAUAAAGCGGGGCGCUCUCACAUCCGGGCUCUGGCUGACUACGCAAUGAGGCUCAUGGACCAGAUGAAGUACAUCAAUGAGCACUCCUUCAACAACUUCAAGAUGAAAAUAGGUGAGCUGCAGAUGCUGGUGGAGUCAAGAUUCUUACAGAUUCAUAUAAAUGAAAGAAGCUGGUAAUCUUUGAGGAGUUAGACUCGUAUAAGAGCCAUGUUGGUGCUGAAGAGAGUAAGAUGCUGCUAUCUGCCAACCCUCUGCGUCUAAAUCAGUUUGUUUGGCUGUCAAAAGAAUUCGCUUUAUGUCCUUUCUUAGGUCUUAACAUGGGCCCUGUGGUUGCCGGGGUGAUCGGGGCCAGAAAGCCUCAGUACGACAUCUGGGGGAACACAGUGAACGUGGCGAGUCGAAUGGACAGCACAGGUGUACCGGAGAGGAUCCAGGUAAACUGAAGAGUGCCAAAUUUUUGAGAGAACAGAAAAUAUCAUUUGGCAUCGUGGGGUUUUUUAUCAAUCAGUUUUGAUCAAAAACUAGAAAUUGUAUCUAAUGUGAAUAAGCUCUGCAUAAAUUCACACAUGGAUCCUGGCAAGAAUUAGACACCUUCUUGUCAAGUUAAUGAAAAAUCCGGUUCAUCAAAAAAUGCCACACUGGGUUCAUUCAAAGCUCGGGGGGACUGAAGAAACUCUUUCUUUUCGUCUCAUCUGUUGCCAGAAACCAUUAACACCAGAGCAAAUAGAAACCAAGGCUUGAAGAAUGAUGAAUAGAAAACUGAGCAAGCAACAGCAUGACAUGAAGCAGCUCAGCUGUGGAAAAUAGUAAUCACAGUUUACAAAAAAAACAACUAGAGAAAAUAUUGAAAACAGAAAAAAAAGGCUUGUGUUAUUAAUGUUCAGUGCUCCUUCAGCAUCGGCUGUUUUAUGUGACUAUGAUCGCUGAUCUCUGCUGAAAUGCCUCAAUUGUUUUCAUGAAUGUGUUAAUCAGUGUUGCAUUUUUAUCACCAACCAAUCGAAAUCAAGAAGGGGUGGGACUUAGGGUAUCAACUUUCUUUAUAACAACAGUGAAGGUCCCUAAGAAAGAGACGCUUACCACUUUUGUUUUUAGGAGGUACAGUACCGAUUUGACAGGAUAGCUGCAGUUUUUACAUUUUCUCAAAAGUUUUAGUGGAAAUAUGAAGCUGAGCAUUUCAUCUAAUAGUCUUAAUAGUAGGGGUGGAAGAAAAAAAUCGAUACAGCAUGGUAUCGCAAUAUUUUGUCUGGUUUAUCGUAUCGUCUCAUUUACCAAAAAUUGAUUUUUCAAAUUAUUUGUUCAUAUGAAGUCAAAUUUAUGAUAAUGAAAAAAUAAAAUCAACUGCUUGUCCAGUGAAGUUGGCAGAGGUGACAUCGUAGAGCAGGAGGACAUUAGUGCAACAAAUAUAGCAGCACCUGGAGAAAGACAUUAGGAAUGCAACAGGGCCCAAAUGAGAUGGACUUGGUACAUUAGGUUUGCAAGAUGUGCUACAUGAAUAUAAAAUAAAGUGUAAAUAAGACAAAUAUAAAGGAAAGACAAAUGCUAAAUUAGCUUAACAGUUGAAAAAAUUGUAUAAAUCGCAAUGGUAUCGUAUCAUGGCCCAAGUAUCAUCAUAAUAUCGUAUUGUGGGGCCACUGGUGAUUCCCACCCCUACUUAAAGCAUGUAAUGGACACUGGCCCUAACUUGCAUAAGGUUUUGUAUUUUGCGCCAAAAAUCAAAUCAAAUUUUUAAAAAAGUAAUAAUAAUAAAGGGAGACCUCUUCAUGAUGUUCCUUUCUUCUUCUGUCCUCAGGUAACAGCAGACCUGCACCAGGUACUGAGCUCCUAUAACUACACAUUGGAGUACAGAGGCGUGGUCACAGUCAAGGGCAAAGGGGAGAUGAUGACGUAUUUCCUCACGGCUGGACCACCCAGCAGUUAACCCCGACUGAAGCCCGUUUUAGAGACAAAUCACAACCCAACAUGACAAGCAGGCUCAAGGACCUCUGGUAGCUUGCUGCGGACUGAGACUGACUCAAGUGUCGCUUCUUAAAGCGCCAGCACCUACCGAGGCCAGGACAGGGACGGAUGAUAAAAAUCCCCCCCUAAAGCUCAGCCUGUGGAGGAGACUAUCAGCGGCACAAUCUGCCACUGAGACCAAAGAUGUGCAAUUAAGGUGUGCAGACAGAUUUUGCCGGCUGUGCAAAUCGAGAUCCUUAAGGACUGUGUUCUUGAAUGGAUUAAAUUUACAUUGCUGAAGGUUCAGAGGAGAAACCUGGACAUGAACUACAUCACCUCCUCUCUUUCUCUUUGCCUUUCUCCUGCUGAAGUUUAUAUGUACAUGUAAAACACAGAGUUUUAUGUGUAUGGAUAUGAUUUUAAAGUACUGUAUGCGAAACACAUGUUCUCUAUAACGUCUUGAUACAGGUACAAAACUCUGAAGAGUGGACACUCAGCCAGCAGCACAGCACUACGCUCUUUUGAAAUAUCAGAUCAUAUUGACAAACAGAUUAAAGGAGGCAGUAAGUUGAAGUGUGUGUCUUUAAGAGAGUUUAGAGGUUGUUUGAGAGGAUUGAGUGCCCCACAGUGUUUACAGAAAGUGUCAGAUCAGGACAAUUCACAAACGUACACUACAGUAUCGUCAGCAUAUACACACACCAAACAUAAAGAGGAUGUCACUUAAGAGCUUUUUCUAUUCUUCGACGUUUUGUAUUUUGACUCCAGAACACCAAACCCUAUCAGAUAUUUUAAGAAUUUAUAUUUUCUACAUUAAUAUAUUAGAGAGCUAUCUAUAAACACCAAUGUGUAUUCAGAUGUACCAACUGUAUCACUCUCAUGUCGGAGCUUCAGAGGUCCUCACAGGUGUCUAAUCUGAGGGAGGUCCUAUUUAGCCCAUCAGAACGCCUGCUUUCCCUGCUCUUUUCACAAAAAUGAGCUCUUUUGAUCUGCAGGAAGUCAAACGUUUCAACUGAUUCCCCUUCACUGGUCUGUUUGAAUCUCACGUCGAGAAGGAAAUGUCAAAGCGAGUGAGUGCACUCUAUGAAAGACAGACUAGAAGGCAGCAGUAGAGAAGUCUCUUUUGCACUCCAGUGCAUCCAGCCGUCCACUCCUUCUCGCGUCGCUCCACCCCUGCCUCCCCUCUUGCUUGCUCAAUCAGAUGGUACGACCCAUUGAAUGUCUAAUGAUCUCCGAUGAGGCCUUUAAUAUGAACUCUGUACUGACGAUGGUGAUGAUGCUCAUCCUAUAGAUUGGGACUGCUGAGCACAUGUGGAAGUGUGUCCUUUUAUCUGCUGUUUUUGGUUUCGUUUGUUCUGAUCAGAGCAGUUUUCUUCAGUAUUACAGCAUCUCUCCACAUUAUCAAACUAUCUGUCUGUCACCUUGCUGACUUUUUAGGUUUCUGUGAUGUUCUUACCAAACAUUACAGCUGGUUCUGUUUGUCUCAUUUGGGUCACAGAGAGCAAAAAACAUCUAGACAGAGUUUGUCAAGUUUUUGUGAAGAUAAUGAAAAAGUCAAAAUUCAUGGUGUACUUUUCCAGCUUCAAAACUUUAUUCUAAAGCUCCUAUGAGGGGCUUUUUGUUAGCGUUGAUUUUGGCGCCCCUUGUGGUCAAAGUUAUACCUCUGUGGAUCUUCUGUAUCCUUUCAACUUCUUCAGUCAGUUUCAUAGCCAUCAAAAAACUCCUCAAAGGAGCUUUAAACUCACUUUACUAAAAUGUAGCACAGAGGAAAACCUCAUAGACAGACUUUAGACAUCACAAAAUGUUUAUAUCUAAAUUAUUAAUUUAACCCAGUGAAACAAAAGGGCUGCAUGGGACAGAACUGAAAGAUGUAGAUGAGUUUGCUGGACACUUUAUGGAUACAUUUGGUCCUCUCGAGGGACAUAUAAAAAAGAUCAGCACCGUCAACAUUACUGAAGACUUAUUUGUUUAGUUUUUGUUCCUGGUUUCAUAAGAAGAACUUGACUCUCUGUCCAAAUGUUUGCUGUGAGCCUGCGGUAAGAAAACAAGCUUGCACUGGUCUUCUCUGGUGGUUUCUCUGUUAAUGUACUGUACUGCUGCAACCAUUGCUUUUUACACACCACCACUCCAUGUUUUAAUUGUCCUCCCGCUUGACUCAUUGAAGGCAGUGCCAUUGUAAGCUCGAAGUGAGCCCCCUUUUCUACUGAUGAUUGCAGGAAUGUGCCAUUGUGGGUUUUACAGAUGGCACUGAACAGAUCUGGUUAGAGACUGUCAGUUUAAAGAGAAGCUCACUACUUUCUACUUCAUGAUGAAUCUUAUAAGGGGAGAAGGUGAAGCAGAACUUGACCAACAGCUCAAGAGACAAAACAGGGGUUGUAUUUGUUGUCAUGCCAAACACUAUGCUCUUUUUUUUUUUUUUUUUUACAGUCAAAUAAACUCCUGAGAUGUUUCACAGGUAUGUUAUGAUA